This is a messenger RNA of Coregonus sp. 'balchen', 47336 nucleotides long. Lineage: Eukaryota; Metazoa; Chordata; Actinopteri; Salmoniformes; Salmonidae. The record is from the annotation of a GenBank genome assembly.
AUGAAUGCAUCCCAGGUAAGUAGACACUCCAGCACUGGAUAAAUAGUGGAGCCUAAACCUCUUUUAUCCAGGACAGCAUCCUCUUCACUUACCUUCUUCGACCUUGGCUAGAGCGAUCUCCUCUUUCCACAUGUGCUGCUCAGCCUGCUCCAGGCGCUUGCUCAGGCUGUUGGUCGGCUGUGUCGUAGAAAUAUUUGACUCAAAAAGUAAUAAACUUAAAAAUAUUUCUCAAGAGACUGGAACUUGUGAAUUUAGACUUUUAUUAUUUACAUAACAAAGCCGAGCUUGCUCCAUGUGUCAAGGCGUGCUGAAGGUGGGUGUUGUGUAUGAAUCAUGCGCAGGACGCAGAGGCUCAGUCCAAAGGCUUUAGUGCAAUAUAUAUAAAAGACAGAAGCACAAUAAGCCCGAAGGCGAAUACACGGCGCACACAGGCGACAAAACAAACGGCGCACAAACAUGUGCAAAAUAACCUCUCCAAAACACUGGAGGGAAAAUGUAGCUCCAAACACGAAACAGAAGCGCAAUCACACACAACGACAAGCACACACAACGAGAACUAAAUAGGACACUAACGAGGACUAACAAGACACAGGUGUACAACAUCCAGACAAAACCAAACGAACAUGAAACAUAGAUCGGUGGCAGCUAGUACUCCGGGGACGACGACCGCCGAAGCCUGCCCGAACCAGGAGGAGGAGCAGCCUCGGCCGAAACCGUGACACCAUGGAGCAACUGCUUGCCCUGAACCGGAGCGCUCCUUUUAUACAGACACAAAUGCAUAGUCACACUGAUACAACUGAUAGUGAAUGAAUAACAUCUUUCAGUAUCACAUGUUGGCUACUCACGGGGGCUACUUGCGCUUCUCUAAGUGGGGCCUCUGUAUCUUAUUAGUGGCAUGACUCAAAAAAUUAUGUACAUACGUACGUUAAAGAACAAUCACACUCUAUAUUGACUAUAUUCACUAUCCAGGCAUGCAUCUGGAGUACAAAGUAUCAAUCAUGUUCAUUCUGUUUUACCUUUAUCAUUUCAUAACACAUUAUAAAACAUCUCAAUUAAUACUUAAACAUGGUUUAAACAUGUCAUCCAUAACCCAUUCUCAACCACAUACAUUUAAGCAUUUAUCAUUUACCAUCCUCCCUGGCCCUUGAGAUUAUGUGCAUGUGGCUAUGUGUCAGGUCAUAAGGUCAUAAGCACAAACAAAUGAUAACACUAGUUCCAUUGUUACUCCAAUCUCCACACAGCCAUCACGAGGAGUUGUAUCUCCAUAACAUGUCAUUGACAUACCCAGACCAGCUGCAGGGAGUUUAUGAAAAACACAUAAAUGUCUCUGCUCUGUAUUAACCCUUCAACUGGUUCUCAAUCCAUAACCAUUUAAGGCAUAUAGGUGUUUAAUUCUACAACAUAUGUACUUGAAAAGCAUCUAUAUAUAUUCCCCCCUUUGGGACUUUCUAAGUCCCAACCAAUAAAACAAAAGAUAACAUAAAAUGAGUGUAAGCAUGUGCAUAUACUUAUUCUUAGCCUUGCCAUCUGUGGUUAAAUUUUUAUAAGAAUAUAUGGUCAGACCAAUGUAUCUUCCUCAUAGUCUGACCCAUCACGAUGAGGACAAGAAGCCCAGUCAGGUACUGGGUACAAAUCCGGAAGGUUUCCCUUUAAGCUAACCUCCAAUUGUUGCUGUUGAGCUUUGUAACCAUUGCUCCCCUUUUUGUUUUGUUGUAUUUCCAAUAUACGUGGUAGUAUCCUAACACAUCAAAAUAUAUAAGAAAUAAAUGCAACUUUGUUUUAACCAUAAUAUCUAGGACAUGUUAAGAAUAGUGUCAACAUCUUUAGCUUACAUAACCUUUUUUACCCAUAUCACAAUUAUUAUAACAAUCAAAAGAAUCAAUAUCUAAUCCAUUCAUUGCAAUGUCAACAUAAUUAGUUAUUAACAUAUUAAUAACUUAUUCAUAUCAAUCAGUCACCUUAUAAUUCAUAGUCAUUAUCAGAUUAAUUACCCAAAACAAAUUUAGAAUGACAAUUCUUAGUUAUUCACUUUGGUUCCAUCAUUCAAAGUUAAAUCUCUCACCUUGGCACAUAUUGACACUGGCAGAAUGUAUAUUUAUACUAUCAUAAUUCUAGCAUUAACUUCCUCAUAACAAGAAUUACAAUAUAUCAUUAUCUUAAUACAUUCCUAGUCUAAAUUACUAUAAAUUUAGCAGUGUAUAAUACCUCCUUAAUCAACAUACUACCUUAACUAACACUCCCUUACUCUACCGGCACUCAAUCUUCUGGUGUCUUCAUUAUGUUCUUCAGAUAGCUUCAUAGUUCAUCUUGGAUUGCCCAUGGCAAUGUCCCAAUUCCAAUGUCACACCUGAGCCGCCCCACCUCCACCAUCAUUCUGUUUUGUCAAUUUGCAAACCAGUAUACCCUAUGAAGAACGUUGCAUUUGCAUAGACCUCUCUCCUCCUGCUCACUCCACAUGGACUCCUGUCACAUUUCUGAGAGAAAAGGCACAAAAGAGAAGGCAAUUGAUUGCCUUGAUUUGAUGCUGGAUUCAGGUCUCCUGGCAGAGGUGGUGUCGGACAGGAAUGUCUUCAACGCCUUUGUUGUUCCUCUUCAGCCGGGUAGAGGUUUUUUUUGGUUUUUAUUGAGGUUCACACCGCUCUGGACCGAAUUAUUUCUACUAUGCAUUACAACACUAUCUGUAAUAACAUCUUGAAUCUCUCGGUGGUCUGGAAUCUCUCGGCGGUCUGGAAGGUCUUGGAAGUCUCGGUGGUCUCCUAGUCAUCAGUUCCCUCACUCUGGUACAAUGGUUUAGAUGAUACCCGAUCACGCUCCCCUCUAUCCGUACCGCUGUUGGUGUAACCUGGACGAUGAUGUAUGGACACCUUUAGCUGCUAACCUUCUCCCAUCACUAGGGUCUCCGGAUCAGCCAGAGUCCCUCUCAAUCUAUCAACAUCGGUCUGCGAUGAGUGUCCUUCUAUCAGCUUACCCAUAGGGAAGCUCGGAGUUACUGCUGCAAAGACACAAGCACAGACACACACAAAAGACAACAAUGCUACCCAAUGGCUGAGGUUGGAACACUCCUAUAGUGGGAAACAUGGAUCUAAGUAUCUGUCUCCACCACUUUUACCAUCAUUAAGGUAGCCAACAACACCUGGUACAGGCCCCUCCACAUAGGGUCUUUCCAGCUCUUUCUUCUGUAGUCUUUUGCCAUCACAUAGUCUCCAGGGCACAGAAAAUACUCAGAUUCUCCAACUCAGUUGGGCAGAGUUAUCUUCACCCAUGAAAAGAAAAUCUUAAGAACAUUGUUAGGUUAGGUGAGACACAGUAUACUACUUAUGUCCUCUCAUCCGUCAAGAGAAGCCUUGAAAUUAUGAAGCACACCUGCUUCCAGCUUGUUGUAGUCCACUUAUUUCAUGCCUCCUAUCACAAAAACAAAAAAGAUUUAACCUAACCCAUAACACAUUAUUACUACUGCUCAUAUCCUUAAUACACCUUGCAUAUUUCCCCACAAAACCAUUAUAAAACAUUAAAACCUCUGUAAGCCCAACUUCCCCCCUUGGACACAUGCAUCACAUCAUGAUUCAUGUGUUCAAAAAAACAAAACAACAACAAUAUUGCCUAUUAAACCAAAAAUAAUAACUAAACUGAAAAUGACAACCCUUGAGCAUAUCUUUACUUAACUGUAUCCCAUAACACUAUUCAAGGAAUACCUCUCCUUCAGGACUAACUCUCUCACUUCAUCCUUGUCCUGUUUGGACUAAUAUAUAUAUAUAUAUAGGAUUUUGUCCAAGUUAUAAACUUCUUCACAAUUAUCCUUAUUAUAUCUAACCCCCUAAUACAGCAUGCCUCUAGAAUUUAUAGUGCGGGUGAUCAGGUCACACUAUAAAGCCAGGACAGAUUUCAGAGGUCAUUGAAAUCAUUCAAGUAAUUGUUUCAUCCAAUAGUAUACUACUCAUUAAUAACCAUCAAGACAUUUCAUAAAUGUUGUAUCCCGAGUGUACAGUAAGUCCUUAGUACAGCUCUUUUCAAAAUGAAUCACACAUAUUUACUUAUCACUCAGUAAAUAAAACCCAAAUUACAUGUGUAUGCCCCUUUAAGAUAUUUCACUUCCAUCCCGUCAAAAAACCCAAAAUAGAAAUAAAAAUCCUAUACAGAAUAACAUUUCAUACUAAGUAGUUUGUUUGUGGUUAUUCGAACACCAUAUAGUAAAACAAUAAACAAACAAAAAAUGGCCAGGCCUUAUUUAUUUUGGUAGCUCCCUAUGACAACCUAAAAGUAAAACUACUUAAAUUUACUAACUAGUUCCACCCUAGCCUACAGACUUUUUUAACAUCCCAAUGAGAUAUAAAGAAAUCCCCAUGUUCCUGGAAGAGAAAGUAUACAUGUCGUUAACAUAUAAUCAACAAUCCAAAGAUAGUAAUUACACACAAAACAUCAUACAUAUAUCCCCAGUCCUCUCUCAUCAACAAUCAUUAACCCCAGCAUCGAUUUAAAAUAGUUUGAUACGUCGUGUCCUACUUUACCCCUAACAUAAUAUUAUAGGAGACUCCCAUCAACCCUUAAAAAAAACUCCCACUUAGAAGACACUAGAUAAUAACACGUUUUAUUAAGUUAACUACACCUUCCACUAUAAACCUAUAAUCCCUUUUUAGUAAUUUAAACGUCGCAAACUGUUGCAUUGAUGUUAAAAAAUAUAUAUAAACGUAUUGUUUCAUAAUCCAAAACCCAUAAAAAGAUGUCUACUUAAUCCAUCAGGCCAACAGCAACAACUAUCUCCCAUCGUUCAACGUACUAUAAACAGAUUAUCGUUAUCUGAAGUAAUAAACCAUUGUCAUAACUCACUGCUGUUUAAACAAACUAUAUAAUGUCAUAAUAAAAUGAUCAAUUAUCAAAUAUCGUUCCUUAUUCAACUAUCGAGACAUGUUCUUCAUUAGUAAAUCGUCUCCACAAAGCAAUACUACCUAAUAACAUAUUCUCAUUCUCCUAAAUAGAAAUAAUUACUUCUAUUAAACAAUCCCAUUCAACAUCAAGUCAACCUGUCUCAUCACCCAAUUAACUUAUUUUUUAAACCCUCUUCAAUAUCUAUCAUACUCUACCGCUAAUUUCCCUCAUAAUGGUACCUCAACAGAUGACAAAUUAUUUUAUAUUUAUAGUAAAAACCAAUAAAACAUCCAAUUCACCAAUAUGCAAUUUUAAUUACUAUGUUAUCCUAUCCGACAUGGAUUGGUAGGACAACAUCUUUCCUAUAAUGUUAUCAAUGAAACCAGUAAUUCACAUCAAUAACAUCAAUGUAAAAGAUUUGCUUUCUGUCCCUUACUGGAUUCGAACCAGGGACCCUCUGCACACAUCGACAACAUUCACCAUCAAAGCACCGUUACCCGUUGCUCCACAAAAGCCCCGGCCCCCGCUAAGCAACUACUUCCAGUUCAUAGAGCAAGUGACGUCACCCAACGAAAACCGCACUAGCUCUCACCGCUAACUAGCUAGCAAUUUCCAGCCGAUAAUAUUCAACCUCCUACGACGUCCUACAAAAUACGCGAUCCUUGUACACCUAACUUAACCCAUAAUGUCCCUUAUGGCGCUCUCACGUUUCAGCAAGCCCCAAUGUUUAACACCCGCAGACAAAAAUGGAAAUUCUUCCAUUUUUACUAGCAGACCUAAUAAAACACACUUUUAAACAGUGUUCUGCAUUUACCUCUAUCAUAGGUUUUAAAAACAAACUUAACAACAUUAACCAUCCUAAAUUGCCGUAGUAACGUCAUGUUUGUUUCAGUUUAUCUAUUACCAUAUAAGACAUUCACUUCUCCAUGCGUCGUAAACUAUAUCCUAUUUCUCUUGUAAUCAACUAAAAUCAUAGCCACGCAAUUAAACCAUCACUCCGCCAUUACUGUCACGCCCUGACUCAGGGGACUCGUAUAUGUUGAGUCAGGGUGUGUAUGUUCUAUGUUGUAUAUUUCUAUGUUGAUAUUCUAGUAUGUCUAUUUCUACGUUGGCCGGUGUGGUUCCCAAUCAGAGGCAGCUGUCGCUCGUUGUCUCUGAUUGGGGACCAUACUUAGGCAGCCCAUUGGCACUAGUGGGUUGUGGGAUCUUGUUCCAGUUAAGGUAUGUUGUGUUGUGCUGCCUUGGACUUCACGUUUCGUUUUGUUUGUUGUUUUGUCGCGGUGUUUAAUAUUCAAUAAACAUGUACGCAUAUCACGCUGCGCCUUGGUCCGUCCCGUCUUUAAACGAACGUGACAGAAGAUCCCACCAAAGGAGGACCAAGCAGCGUGUCCAGGAGCAGACAGCCUGGACAUGGGAGGAGAUCCUGGAAGGAAAGGGUUCCUGGACAUGGGAGGAGAUUCAGGCCGGGAUGGAUCGCAGUCCUUGGGAGGAGACAGUGGAGGCGCGGUAUAGAGAGGAGCAGCGGCAACGCAGAAGGUGCCGGCCGAGGAAGAAGCCCGAGAGACAGCCCCAAUAAUUUUUUUUGGGGGGGCUAAAAGGGUGGUUGGCGGAGCCUAGUGUUAGAGCAGAGCCAACUCCCCGUACUCACGCGAGGAAGCGUGUGACUGGGCAGGCUCCGUGUUAUGCGGAGCUACGUACUGUGUCGCCAGUGUGCCGGCACAGUCCUGUACGUCCUGUGCUAGCACCACGCACGUGUCGUGCGAAGAUGGGCAUUCAGCCAGGACGGGGUGUGGCGGCUCAACGCUCCUGGUCUCCAGUACGCCUCCUCGGUCCCGCAUAUCCUGCGCCUGUUCUACGAGCUGUAUCGCCAGUGCGCGUGCACAGCCCAGUGCGUCCUGUGCCAGCGCCCCGCAUGUGUAGUGCGAAAGUAGGCAGCCAGCCAGGACGGGUUGUGCCAGCUCUCCGCUCCAGACCUCCAGUCCGCCUUCGCAGUCCGGUCCGGCCCGUUCCUGCUCCUCGCACCAAGCCAGUGGUGCGCAUCGCCAGCCCAGCCCGGCCUGUUCCUGCUCCUCGCACCAAGCCAGUGGUGCACGUCGCCAGCCCGGCCCGGCCUGUUCCUGCUCCUCGCACCAAGCCAGUGGUGCGCGUCGCCAGCCCGGUCCGGCCUGUUCCUGCUCUCGCACCAAGCCAGUGGUGCACGUCGCCAGUCCGGCCCGGCCUGUUCCUGCCCCUCGCACCAAGCCAGUGGUGCGCGUCGCCAGCCCGGCCCGGCCUGUUCCUGUCCCUCGCACCAGGCCAGUGGUGCGCGUCGCCAGCCCGGCCCGGCCUGUUCCUGUCCCUCGUACCAGGCCAGUGGUGCGCGUCGCCAGUCCGGUACGGCCUGUUCCUGCCCCUCGCACCAGGCCAGUGGUGCGCAUCGCCAGUCCGGUACGGCCCGUUCCUGCUCCCCGCACCAAGCCAGUGGUGCGCGUCGCCAGCCCGGUCCGGCCUGUUCCUGCUCCUCGCACCAAGCCAGUGGUGCGUGUGUCCAGUCCGGCACGGCCCGUGCCUGUUCCACCGGUGCCUGGUCCGGCAUCGGUCAGCUGCUCCACUCCGGAGCCAGAGCAGUCCGCUCCACCGGUGCCCAGUUCAGCUCCGGUCAGCUGCUCCACUCCGGAGCCAGAGCAAUCCGCUUCACCGGGGUCCAGUCCAGCUCCGGUCAGCGGCUCCACUCCGGAGCCAGAGCAGUCCGCUCCACCGGUGCCUGAUCCAGCUCCGGUCAGCUACUCCACUCCGGAGCCAGAGCAGUCCGCUCCACCGGGGUCCUGUCCAGCUCCAGUCAGCGGAUCCACUCCGGAGCCAGAGCAGUCUGCUCCACCGGUGCCCAGUUCAGCUCCGGUCAGCUGCUCCACUCCGGAGCCAGAGUAAUCCGCUCCACCGAGGUCCAGUCCAGCUCUGGUCAGCGGCUCCACUCCGGAGCCAGAGCAGUCCGCUCCACCGGUGCCUGAUCCAGCUCCGGUCAGCGGCUCCACUCUGGAGCCAGAGCAGUUCGAUCCACCGUCGUCGGGUCCAGCUCCAGUCAGCGGUUCCAGUCCAUAUCACGCUGUGCCUUGGUCUGAUGCGUCAUUAGACGAACGUGACAAUUACAGAAUGAAUGAGAUCUAUUCAACUAUAAUUUCUAAGUAAGCUACAAGUAACACCAAACACUUGCUGUAGUUUACCAUCAUAUAUUGAAAUCAUCCAUUUAUCACGAUCCAAUUUAUUUAUAGACAUAUUCCACCAUUGUCACUCGUUUAAUCUAGCAAAACCUUAUUCAAUGACUAAUAAAUUACUACCACGUACUCUCCUCUCCAUACCCGUUAACAUUUUUACAUGUUAGUCAUUUUGCUGAAGCUCUUAUCCCAAGCGACGCACAAUUAGUGAGCUCAUACAUUUUUAUACUUAUACUAGCCCCCCUUGGGAAUCAAACACCCAACCCUGGCGUUGCAAGCACCGUGCUCUACCAACUGAGCUACAGAGGACCACAGAUGAGCGUAUAGUGCCUUUUUCUGAUAAUGUUAUAAUUGUAGCCUAUUGCAUUACUUUAGUUUAAAAUAUAAGUUUGUUUAUUCAACAAAUCUAGAACCCACUAUAAAUUGGUGCUAUUCACUCAGCAUAAUAGCCAAAGCUCCUUGCAUCCCCUGGUUCACGUAACGAAAAUACAUUAUCAUUCUAGAAUUCACCAACUAUUCGCAUACAUCACUGGUGUCACGCAAACUAUAGAAUAAAGUAAUAACAAUUAGAAUGUGUUAAAUAAAUGUUUUCCAUCCAACUAUUCAACCUUGCUUCAAAUAUCUCUUUCAGCUCGAUACAGUCAAGCAAGUACGACUCUCUUUUACCCGGAAACUAGUUCAUGGCAUUAGUAAAGUCUAUUCACAUCCCAACAAUAACUAAUAAUAUAUUUAUAUUCAUAUUAUUAAAAGACCUUACUUUCAUUCCAGUCUACCUAAACAAUUCAAAUUAUGGCCAUAACUCUAUCGCAAUUGCCAGUCGGCUAUUCAAAUGUAUGUAACUGUCCUUUCUGAUUAGACUAUAGACACUCCUCCUUCUUUCCCGUUGAAUAAGUGAGUCCUUCAGUCUGAAAAGACGCAGGCUGCUAAAUCGUCCAGUCUUAUCCUGACUGUUCCGUCAAUCUAAACAACCCACAACCAUAGUUAAACUAUACUUAGAAAACCUAGACUCUGAUCAGCGAUGCAGAAUCUAUGCUUUAUUGAAAAGACAAGUUAAUCCUCCUUUAUUUCAAUGAUAAUGGUCAGUAGUUUUAGUAUCUGGCACAUACCACACUUUAUCAGAAAAUAGCUUUGAAGGACACAGAUCUCACACGCUCAACUUAAAUAACUUAGCAGUCAACGAGUCAAACCCCACAUUCAUUGAUUUGGAAACAGAUCUAACGACCUAACCAAAUGAAUUAUAUUUUCCCCCUAAUAUACAAAAAUUCCUUGACUAUAUCACCUCUGCUUCUGAAAUAAUAGAUAGUUUAUUAUAAUGGUUAAUUCCACCACAUGCUCUAUGUACUUUCUCCCAUCCCCACGUAGGUCUGUACGUGUUUGGGCAUGCAAGUCAACACCUAUACGUUUUUCCAAUGACUUUUAAUAAAUUACACUCCCAUAAAAUUAAUUAUAUUCUAAUAUAUUCACAUCAACCAAACCAUUCAUGUUUCUAAUGAUUCUUUAUUGCCACAAAUCAGUUAAUCACAAUCUAGUCUCAGCGAACAAACAACAAAUUACCCAAAUCCUUCCCCUCAGUCAUAGAAUCCUCCCAUAUAUGCUGGUCACUAUUCCCUGAUCUUACAAAAUUCUAUGACAGGCAUUGUUGUACGAAACUCCAAGAUAUCAUUUACAAGAAAAGCUUAUUAUUCCAACGUAUAUAUAAUUAUCAUACACACCUCUAUAUCUCAUUAUUCAAACUUCAGAGUGCGACUAAUUUACACCAUUAUACCACUCUUAUUCCAUAUUUAUACAAUGUUGUUCUCAAACGCGCUUAAUUACUAUUUGUAUAACCUACAGGAAUAUUUUAUUCUAUCAAAGGGCCCAAAUUUGGAAUGUUAACCCUAUCCUAGUUAUUAUUUUUACUGUAGUCAAUUUAUCAUAAUACUACAUCACCUCUAACGUUUCCAAAUAUAAUGUCAGAAACAUACCCUAAAAGAUUGAUCAAAAUACAAUGCAUAGACGUCAUAUGAUCACACCGGUACACGUGACCUGUUCCUCCAACAGGAUUUAUUCUACCCCUCCUGGUAACGUGAAUUUUCUACACUCAGUUGGUCAAUGAAUAUCCACGCACCAUUUAUUCUGAGUGAGAUUGGGCACGCCCUUUCUCCAUCAGACAGAAGCUUCAAACGACCUCAAAUAUAUUUCCUUUCCUUACAGAAAGGCUAUUUACUUGCAGGAUUUCUUAUUAUUCUCACUCACACAGAUGAGCAGCCACUUGUGCCCAAAUGAAUCAGACAGUUGAAUGACUCACAGCCGCCCAAGCAAACUAUUCACCCAUACGAGAUGAGCAGAUCUACUCUAUUUAACACUUUCUCUAUAUUUUGAAGCCCUUGUGGCUAUUUAACCCGUUCACCUACUCAGGAUGACCUAACUUUUUUACCUGAUCGACCCUGCCUAACUUUGGCAUCACCACAACACAGGAUGAUGCCCCACCUACCCGAGCAGACCUCUAACAAUUAAUUCCUCAUUAGAGCGGUAACCGUAGGUCCCAAAUUUAGCUAGCCACCUGCCCGUUCAGCCCUCUGGAGCGCUAAUUUUAGCUCUCCAAAGCGGUAUCCACAGGAUUUCUAUUUAUUUAGCCCCCUAGGUGAUACACUUCCUCGACACACCUGGACUUCUACUACGCUUUCCUAAGCGACCUGUAAAUUCUGCCCUAUUUUUUCUGAUACACUUCCUCGACACGGUAUUACACAGGAUUUCUGCCUACCUAAGCAGCCUAUAAACGAUACACUUCCUCGACACGUUUAUAGCGGUAUUCGCAGGACUUACAAUGUUAUUGUCUGAUCGCUCAACCAGAUGGACAACCGCCCGUGCCGAAAUGACCCAGACAAAGCGAUCAGCAGGAUGAAUCAAAUCAAUCAAAUCAAUCAAAUCAAUUGAACAGACGGUUCAGACGAACAACAGAGUGACAUCGACAUGUAUUCUUAAAUUCAAAAGCUCCUAGUCUCAUUUUCUGGUUCUUAAAUUUGGAGAGACCUACUUGGUAUUUCUGCAGCUGAUGCCGUGCCCCGGAUCGGACCACACAAACGUUAUACUAUAUAAGUAAGAACUUGGCUUACCUGUUAAAAGGGGCCGCUUUUGUUUGUAUGGUCCGUCCAAGCCGUUUCAUAACUGCAGAUGUACACCGUCUCUGGCCCCUGUUGUCAACUCCUGGCUAGCUCGCCAAAUAUGUCGUAGAAAUAUUUGACUCAAAAAGUAGUCAACUUAAAAAUAUUUCUCAAGAGACUGGAACUUGUGAAUUUAGACUUUUAUUAUUUGCAUAACAAAGCCGAGCUUGCUCCAUGGAGCAACUGCUUGCCCUGAACCGGAGCGCUCCUUUUAUACAGACACAAAUGCAUAGUCACACUGAUACAACUGAUAGUUACUCCUCCCUAUGUGAAUGAAUAACAUCUUUCAGUAUCACAUGUUGGCUACUCACGGGGGCUACUUGCGCUUCUCUAAGUGGGGCCUCUGUAUCUUAUUAGUGGCAUGACUCAAAAAAUUAUGUACAUACGUACGUUAAAGAACAAUCACACUCUGUAUUGACUAUAUUCACUAUCCAGGCAUGCAUCUGGAGUACAAAGUAUCAAUCAUGUUCAUUCUGUUUUACCUUUAUCAUUUCAUAACACAUUAUAAAACAUCUCAAUUAAUACUUAAACAUGGUUUAAACAUGUCAUUGAUAACCCAUUCUCAACCACAUACAUUUAAGCAUUUAUCAUUUACCAUCCUCCCUGGCCCUUGAGAUUAUGUGCAUGUGGCUAUGUGUCAGGUCAUAAGGUCAUAAGCACAAACAAAUGAUAACACUAGUUCCAUUGUUACUCCAAUCUCCACACAGCCAUCACGAGGAGUUGUAUCUCCAUAACAUGUCAUUGAAAUACCCAGACCAGCUGCAGGGAGCUUAUGAAAAACACAUAAAUGUCUCUGCUCUGUAUUAACCCUUCAACUUGUUCUCAAUCCAUAACCAUUUAAGGCAUAUAGGUGUUUAAUUCUACAACAUAUGUACUUGAAACUCAUUUAUAGCUGCAGCUCCCUCUUUACCCAGUUUAUCCUCUCGAUAUCUGUGGGGGUGAACAGGAUCCGUUGGAGCCUCAACUGCUCCUGUUUCAGGGCCUCCACCUGCAUGGCCAAAAUAAAGGGGACAUUAGAUGCAACUGUUCAGCAUUUCAAGAGUAGCAAUUGCUAGUAGUGUUCCAACUCCCAAUUACAAAUGUUAGUUGUAAGUUUAAGAUGGCGCUGUACUGGAUGGUCGCCGUUUUGCGAGUUCCGAACCAACUUUAUUUUCACAAAAUGUAUCUGCUAUCAUUUCUUAUAACCAACAAGAACUUUUGAACAGGUUUUCGACAAUAACACUACCGUGCGUGAUGGCCCCCACCGACCCAGAGGACUGGGUGAUCUCGCACUCCAAGGCUGACAUGAGUCAGGCCUUUGAAGGGGAAUUUCACCCUUGGGGAAUCUGGGCUUGUGUUCAUCAUGUCUGAGGCAUUUCUAGGACAGUGAGAUGUGUUUCACACAUAAUUGCCCAGGAAAAAGGCAGGUCAGGGCUUUGUGUGCUGAAUGAUACACCCUAUGAUGGCUUUCGGUGUAUUGAUGUAGUACUGCUUUGUGGCAUUUCGCCCUAUACGUUUUUGUGCAUGUAUUUAUGGUUGUCCUUGUUCAAUAAAGCCAUUGGAUGUCUUUCAGCAAUGUUCCUAUCGGCCGAUUCAUUGCUAAAUAUACAAGCAGACACAUUUUUUCCAGUCUCUGAAAGACUACAGCUUGUGUUGGGCAGUGCUUCGUGCUCUGGCCCCCAUCCCUUCCCCAAGGCGGCCUUUUUUUUUUAAAGGAAGCGGACACAAUCCUUUGGGCAAAACUGAAAGAACUGACCAGACGCAAUGGCUUCAAGUGAUUCCUCUCAUCAACACGAAUUCAACCAUGCUACAUGGUGGCAUUCAACCAUACGUUUCAACCCGAAUAUAGCGAAGGGGAUUCGAAACGAAGAGUUGGAUUUAGUUAACUUUAGAAGUUUAGCUACAGCAAAUGCCAGCACCAAGAGAGCAGAUGACAAAUAAGUUAUUUUUCAUUCAAGCCACUUAGCUAGCUAACUUUAGUUUAUCUACUGAAACCCAUACUGUCUACUGCUAGCUAACAUACUACUGUGUUACAGUGGGGGAAAUCUAAUAAUUUUUCUGUUUGCUAAUUUAGCUAGCUAGGUAGGCUAGGUAACUAGCUACCUAAGUGAGCUAGCUAAACAACUACCUAUAGCCAUACCUAUGACUAAAAAUAGAAAAGGCUUUACAAUCAGAUAUCUUUUGUAUCUCGUUUGUAAAACCUCUUCUCUUUUUAGUCGUAGAUAUGGCUGGCUACUAAACAGCAAGCUACAAUGUUAUAACCAGCCACCUAAAGCUAGGUUUACCAGCAAACGUUAGCACAUGACUGGAGUUGGCUGGCUAGUUAGCCUGGCACCAGCUAACUUGUUAUGCGCCAUGCCUCGCAUUUGGAACUUGUUAGCAAACAUGUUACAUCAGCAGCUGUAAAUAAUUUUACUAGCUAGCUAUGUAACAUAAUUGACGAUGAUAGACAUUGGAAUGCGUCCACGGUCAUAACCAAUCUCACACAAUUAUAGGCAUCAUCUGAAUGUCUAGCAUCUGUUUGAUGCUACAGAGCCCUGUACAGUUUAUAUAAAUAUCUUCUGUGAAUCCAUAACCAGACAAAUUUCGAAGAUUGAUAGAAAAUAUCCAUAUUUAUUUUAUGGUGGCUCUACAUCAGGGCUCUCCAACUCUGUUCCUGGAGAGCUACCGUCCUGUAGGUUUUCACUCCAACCCUAAUCUAGCACACCUGAUUCUAAUAAUUAACUGGUUGAUAAGCUGAAUAUGGUUAGUUACAACUGGGGUUGGAGCGAAAAGCUACAGGAUGGUAGCUCCCCUGGAACAGGGUUGGAGACCCCUGUUCUACAUGGUCUUAUGCUGAGCCACACACUGGAUGUGUUUACACAGGCAGCCCAAUUCUGAUCUUUUUUCCACUAUUUGGUCUGAAUCACAUCAGAUUUAUUUCAGAACUGAUCUGACUGGUCAAACGCAGACAAUCAUUUAUCCGGCUUCAGGACUCUGGCAAUGGUGUUCGGUUUGGUGGGCUGGUGAAGCUGAGACUCUUUGUGCUUAUGGCAAAGGGUCCUGUCUGCGGUGAACGGCCAUCUGGAUGAAACUCUGCUGAAAGUGGUGUAGGGCUUCUUAACCACCAACUAUUUGGUCAUCUUGCAGAAGAUUUGCUGGUACUGCACGUCUCCUGGAAAGACAUGGUUGUGGUGUUAGCAUUUUACACUUUUUUUUGGAAGGGACGUAGGGCAACACACCAUUGUUGGUAAAGUUAUCAAACUAAUGGGACUGGCUAGCAUGUUGUUUAGGGACAAUGAGGGGGCAUUGGGAGCUGCUUUUGAGAGGAAAGAUCAGUCAACAACGUGAACAGGCCGGUCGGGCUAAAGAAGGUUUGGACAGUCUUAGGAAGGCAGUUCUUACACAGUAUGAAUUGUUGUGUAUGGGAGAUUGAGGAGAAAUGGCACCUCAAUCACUCACAUACACAACAAUAAAUUAACCUUUGCAGGGUAAUUUUGUAGACUUGUCUUGGUGUUGUGUUUUGAGAAUCUGCAGAGAAUAAUGAGGUGGUUGUGUCAUUACUAUUGUAGUCUUGAUUUUAUACCUUUCAGUGUCCUUUGCUGGUUUCCAUCCCACAAUCUUGUUGCGUUCUAUAACCGCAAGGUGUGUCCACUCCCUCAUGCUUGUGUACCCUAGGAUAUUUGUGACCGAGCGCCUCAAAUCGGUCAUGUAUAGCAACAUUUGAAAUUGUGCUUUUUACAUUGGAUAAAAGUAGACACUCAGAGCUACGAAAUGGUAUAUCAUACACUGCAUUUUUGAGGAACAAUGGGAAAGUAAUUCUGCUUUGAAAGUUGACAAACUUGUAAACUCACUUUUGAGAAAAUUUCCUUUGAAUGAUUUGGUAUCUACUGGAGAGCUCUCCUUUGCCUACACCCAUUCAGCAUUGUUCACACCCUCUUAAGCCAGCCCCACCUAUCUCUUUAAGGAUUCACAUGUGUGUCCGUGAGUAGUGUAGUAAAGAUUAAGACUAAAAGUGGUAAAAGUAGCAGCCUACAAUAAGGAAAAAUUCCAGGUAAACAAAGUGUCCAGAUUAAAAUAUUUUAUAAAUAUUAGAUGACGCUUACUCAGACACACUUGUCUAAAUUGAUGGGUCAUGUAAAAGACAUGCUAUAACCCCAAGCCACAUCUUCCUAAGUGGAUGGGUCUCUACAGAAGGUGUAAACGGUACAGCCAAAUGGUUACUUGCAUAGUAGCAAUAUCAGAAAUAGAUAGUGUCAAUGUAAAUAAAAUAAUAUACAGUAUGUACAAGAACAAUAUGAAUAACGAUAUCAGUGAUAGAUGAGGUAGUUAUAUGCAUACAAUCAUGGCUGAGCAGCAGGAUAAAUAAAAAAAAUAGUAGCAGCAACGUGUGUUAGGAGAGAGUCAUUUGAAAAGAGGCACUGCAGAUAGGGCUGAUGACUGGUCCGUCCAGACCACGCAUGAACAAGGGAAUCUAUAUUAGGAGAGCCUGUUUCUGUCCUGCCCUUGACUUUGGUGCAGGGCAUGUGAUGUCCAUAGCCUCUUCGUCGCAAACUCCCUGAUCUUCUCAAAAAUAUAUGUUUGUCUAGCUGUGUCCAGUCCAGGUGGUGCUUGUACAGGCAGACCAUCUAUGGGAGGAAGGAUGUCAGCGUUGCGCAGCAGCUGAAACCUGGUCCCGACUGAGUCCGAAUGCAGAGCAACGAAGCUGUAAAACAGGAAAUAUCAAACACAAAUGUGAAGACAUUACAACCUUGCACAACAUCAAUUAACCUCCCAUGUUUAGAUAAGAAGAAUAACUUCAUACAAUGUAUUGAAAAUUAUAUUCACCUGAAGUGUUGGUACUGCUUGAUCUGAGCUUUCCACCAAAGUGUUUGUGUCCUAGGUGGCGUCCUGGUAAUACUAUUGCAUUAUCCUCUGCGUAGUUGUUGUUGAAGUGAUUGCUUGGGCCAGCUCUCUUUUUGAUGGGAGACAUUAGACCAGUCUCCUUGUAUGACUGGUGGAGGAGAGUCAGGCGUGUUCUACUGAUGCUGAAAGACAAAUUCCAGAUUCAAAUAUUUUAGCAUUACUAUACAAUAGAUAGCCGUAAUCACCGUCAGACACACCUGGCUAACUUGAUGGGUCGUCUGAUUACUAGCUAACAGUAAGCUUUAACUUGGGGUCUUUUGUUUAGACAUGUAGCUAGCUAGCUAGCUAAACAAUGAACUAUAAUCCCAAUCCAUAGAGUACUAGCAAUACAAACCGAUUGUCAUAGCUAGCUAAAGUUAACCAAAUAGGUUCAAUGUUAGCUAGUUAGCUAGCUAACAUUAGGCUAUAACGAGCAUUGCGAAAUGGCAUUCUGAGAUAACAUCACCACACACAGAUCAUACACAUAAUGUUAGCUAGCAAGCCAGCCAUCUAACGUCAGCUAGCUAGCUAACAGUAAGCUUUAAUUUGGGGUCUUUUGUUUAGACAUGCAGUUAGCUAGCUAAACAAUGAACCAUAAUCCUAAUCCAUAGAGUACUAGCAAUACAAACCUAUUGUCAUAGCUAGCUAAAGUUAACCAAAUAGGUUCAAUGUUAGCUAGCUAACAUUAGGGUAUAACUAGCAAUGCGAAAUGGCAUAAUAUCUGAAACUGUAGCUAGACUCUUACCCGUUUACAUGGAUGAAUGCUUCACGGCAGACUGCAACCCCUUUCAUUAAAUAAGACGCCCUGUGUCGUUUCCAUUUUGUUUGUACAGCUUGCUUGGCCCGUUGUGUCAAGUCACUCUGGUUCACACUGACCGUGUGUAAUGCCAUAAUAAUCAUCAGAUCAUCAGCCUUCUGUGUUCUCUUUUCGACUCGCUAUGCAUUUGCAAUCAAACGGCAGAAUUAUAUUAAUCUCCUUAUCAUACUCAGCUUCUACCAGACAUUCAACUGAUUUCAAAACUCGGUCAACUUCAUCCGUGACAACAACACUGUUGAUCACCGUUUCUUCCCCAUCACUGUCAUCAGAAGAUUCUACAAUGUCUUCUUCAAUGAAAAUGUUUUUACCUAAAUCAGAGAUUUCCUCACCGUGUGAUUCAUUUUCAGAGUCAGAGAGUCAGCAUGGCACGAUCGUCCUCCAGAAAGUAGUCCAUCACAACUUUUUACCACUGACCUUUGUCGAUAGCGCCUGAUAAAUUCAGGGCAGCAAUGUUAUUGAACGCAGUAGCAACAUAUUUGCAGUUCUCCAUCGCUAAUGUUACAUCUUUCGAAAAAACUGCAGUAGAAAGGAGUAUCUACGCAUAACGAGCAGCUCAUUUUAUAGACACACGAUGCUACACCGCAGACCAAUCUGAAACUCAUCUCUCGGCAUGUCUAGGCCAUUCAUUAUCUCAGCCAAUCAUGGCUAGCGGGAAGGUUCCUGUCUAUUUCUGUGGCUAAACCGACUAGGCUCGUAAUUUUUUACAGAUGGCAUACAAGUUUGUUAUUAAGGCACAUGAAAGUUAAAAUGUUCCAGAAGGCAUUUCUGCCAAAAAACGCAUUAAAAAAUUUAAAUUAAAUAAAAAGGUUGAAAUGGCUCUCCUGUGAAGUCGGGACUUGCGACAUACGCCUAAUUUCCUGAAACGGACAAAUGUUUCAGCAGGGCACUGUGGAAUGACUCCAGGUAACCUGAGUUUUGCAAAAAAGAAAAGCUAAAAAGAGAAGAGGGGUAGACUAAAUUGAUUACAUGGUCUGGAAGGUACUCUGUGGUCCUCAGGCUACUUCUAACCCCACAAAACAAACACAAACCAUACAAACACUUCCCAGUUCAUGCUUACUGUAAAAUGAGCUAUGUUAGCCGUCAGUUUGUAAAUAUUUUUGCCAACUUAACCUUCACCAUGGAAGCGCAUGUUGGUGGAAUAAGAUUAUGUACCACCUACAACAAAAUACACAACAAUACACAAUUUAACCACCCCACUAAUUGUAUUGAUAUCCAUUAGGCUGGUUAGCUAAGCAUACCUAACAUGGACAUUUCAAUAUUGUCAGCUUGCUGUUAUCUAACUACCGUCACUCAAUUGGCAGCAAGAUUGCUAGCCAACUGAGACUGGCUGAGAACCAACUAACCAAUUUAUACACAUUCAUCAUUGCUACCGACAUACAAACAGAUAGUGAGGUAGCUAUAUCGAAAAUUCUAUUUUUAGUAAUGGAGUGUUUUCCAAAGAAGGGUAGAUAACUACCAGAUUGACAUACUCUUAUUUGCUAACAUUAGCUAGCUUAUGUUAGCUGAAGACAGUAAAAGAUAGAACGAACAAACAAACAUGUUUACUCUGCUGAAGGUAACUACCAGUCUAGCAGUGACUAACUACCAUGGCAUAGGCAAAAUUGAUUGACAGUGUGCAUACCAAAAGAUAGCUAUAUGAUUUAGCUGAUGGCUUUCAGAGUUCAAUACAGGACUGUAACGUUAGCUAGCUAGCUAACUUACCCAGCUAGUCCAGCUAGACUAGCAAGCUAGCUAACGGUAGGUUACCUCUAAUUAAGAAUCUUCCGUUUUGUUGUGAAAUAAGAAAAAUCGUUGGUAUCGCAUCACUUCUCAGCUGUCGUUGAGAUGGAUUCCCCAUCAGUUCAGCUUAAAAAUCCCUCUAAUAAUCUUUGGUCAACACAUCAUUCUUGACAGAACACCACACGGGCAUGAUGACAAACAUUAGUGAAAAACAAAUCUUGCCUAGAGAAGUUCCGAGAUUACUGUGUGUUGGUCAUUCGAAGUAAACAAUGCCAUUAAUCAAAUUUGUGGGCCCGCCCCCUCUACCUAGCUGGCGGUAUCUGCAUUUGCUAUGAAUACCGGACUUUGUGGUUCACUAUGAGCAGAAACUUCCCGAUUCUACCAGUGAAAUGAAAAUGUGCUAGUUCUAGCUUGUGGUUUGGAUAAUUUAGAUGUUUAUGAUAAAAACGUAAUGUUGUUAAUAUAGUAAUGACUAUAUGCCGUGGCAGAGCCAGGGUGAAAUUCCCAUUUAAUCAGGUCAACACUCACAAGGCCAGACAGUUAUCCAGGGUGCAUUCUCAGAGCAUACGCAGAACAGCUGGCAGGCAUAUUCACGGUUAUUUUCAACCUAUCAUUGUCCCAGUCUGUAAUCCCCACGUCUUAAGAUGACUACCAUCAUUCCUGUUCCCAAGAACUCUAAGGCUUCAUGCUACAAUGACUACCACCCUGUAGCACUCACAUCUGUAAUCAUGAAGUGCUUUGAAAGGCUGAUUAUGGCACACAGCAACUCCAUCAUCCCAGACAGCCUAUACCCAUUCCAAUUUGCAUACCGCCCCAACAGAUCCAUAGACGACACAAUCUCAAUUACACUCCACAAUGCCCUCACCCACUUACAUAAGAGGAAUACCUACAGUGGGGAGAACAAGUAUUUGAUACACUGCCGAUUUUGCAGGUUUUCCUACUUACAAAGCAUGUAGAGGUCUGUAAUUUUUAUCAUAGGUACACUUCAACUGUGAGAGAAAAUCACAUUGUAUGAUUUUAAGUAAUUAAUUUGCAUUUUAUUGCAUGACAUAAGUAUUUGAUACAUCAGAAAAGCAGAACUUUAAUUUUUGGUACAGAAACCUUUGUUUGCAAUUACAGAGAUCAUACGUUUCCUGUAGGUCUUGACCAGGUUUGCACACACUGCAGCAGGGAUUUUGGCCCACUCCUCCAUACAGACCUUCUCCAGAUCCUUCAGGUUUCGGGGCUGUCGCUGGGCAAUACGGACUUUCAGCUCCCUCCAAAGAUUUUCUAUUGGGUUCAGGUCUGGAGACUGGCUAGGCCACUCCAGGACCUUGAGAUGCUUCUUACGGAGCCACUCCUUAGUUACCCUGGCUGUGUGUUUCGGGUCGUUGUCAUGCUGGAAGACCCAGCCACGACCCAUCUUCAAUGCUCUUACUGAGGGAAGGAGGUUGUUGGCCAAGAUCUCACGAUACAUGGCCCCAUCCAUCCUCCCCUCAAUACGGUGCAGUCGUCCUGUCCCCUUUGCAGAAAAGCAUCCCCAAAGAAUGAUGUUCCCACCUCCAUGCUUCACGGUUGGGAUGGUGUUCUUGGGGUUGUACUCAUCCUUCUUCUUUCUCCAAACACGGCGAGUGGAGUUUAGACCAAAAAGCUCUAUUUUUGUCUCAUCAGACCACAUUACCUUCUCCUAUUCCUCCUCUGGAUCAUCCAGAUGGUCAUUGGCAAACUUCAGAUGGGCCUGGACAUGCGCUGGCUUGAGCAGGGGGACCUUGCGUGCGCUGCAGGAUUUUAAUCCGUGACGGCGUAGUGUGUUACUAAUGGUUUUCUUUGAGACUGUGGUCCCAGCUCUCUUCAGGUCAUUGACCAGGUCCUGCCAUGUAGUUCUGGGCUGAUCCCUCACCUUCCUCAUGAUCAUUGAUGACCCACGAGGUGAGAUCUUGCAUGGAGCCCCAGACCGAGGGUGAUUGACCGUCAUCUUGAACUUCUUCCAUUUUCUAAUAAUUGCGCCAACAGUUGUUGCCUUCUCACCAAGCUGCUUGCCUAUUGUCCUGUAGCCCAUCCCAGCCUUGUGCAGGUCUACAAUUUUAUCCCUGAUGUCCUUACACAGCUCUCUGGUCUUGGCCAUUGUGGAGAGGUUGGAGUCUGUUUGAUUGAGUGUGUGGACAGGUGUCUUUUAUACAGGUAACGAGUUCAAACAGGUGCAGUUAAUACAGGUAAUGAGUGGAGAACAGGAGGGCUUCUUAAAGAAAAACUAACAGGUCUGUGAGAGCCGGAAUUCUUACUGGUUGGUAGGUGAUCAAAUACUUAUGUCAUGCAAUAAAAUGCAAAUUAAUUACUUAAAAAUCAUACAAUGUUAUUUUCUGGAUUUUUGUUUUAGAUUCCGUCUCUCACAGUUUAAGUGUACCUAUGAUAAAAAUUACAGACCUCUACAUGCUUUGUAAGUAGGAAAACCUGCAACAUCGGCAGUGUAUCAAAUACUUGUUCUCCCCACUGUAUGUGAAAAUGUUGUUCAUUGACUACAGCGCAGCGUUCAACACCAUUGUCCCCUGCAAGCUCGUCACCAAGCUUAAGACCCUGGGACUGAACACCUCCCUCUGCAACUGGAUCCUGGACUUCCUGACGGUCCAACCCGAUAUGGUGAGGGUAGGCAACAUCACCUCCGCCACUCUGACCCUCAACAUGGGAGCCCCACAGGUGUAUGUGCUUAGACCCCUACUGCAUUCCCUGUUCACCCACGACUGAAUGGCCACGCAUUACUCCAACACCAUCAUCAAGUUAGCUGACGACACAACGGUGGGAGGACUGCUCACCAGUGACGAUGAGACAGCCUACAGGAAGGACGUCAUUGACCUAGCAGUGUGGUGCCGGGACAACAACCUCUCCCUCAACGUUAGUAAGACCAGUACAUCACUGGGGCCGAGCUCCCUGCCAUCCAGGACCUUUAUAUCCAGGCGCUGUGAAAGGAAGGCCCGGAAAAUAGUUGAAGACUGCAGCCACCCAAGCCAUAGACUGUUCUCUCUGCUUCCGCACGGCAAGUGGUACCGGUGCAUCAAGACUGAUGCCAACAGGCUCCUGAACAGCUUCUAUCCCCAAGCCAUAAGACUUCUAAAUAACUAACAAAUGGCAACACGGACUGAGUUGACCCUUGGAUUUUAUAUUUGCACUUUCUCCAUGCACACUCACAGGACUCUACACAAUCACGCACAAUGACACACCUACAUACACUACAUAACCAAAAGUAUGUGGACACAUGCUCGUCGAACAUCUCAUUUCAAAAUCAUGGGCAUUAAUAUGGAGUUGGUCCCCCCUUUGCUGCUAUAACAGCCUACACUCUUCUGGGAAGGCUUUCAACUAGAUGUUGGAACAUUGCUGCGGGGACUUGCUUCCAUUCAGCCACAAAUGCAUUAGUGAGGUCGGGCACUGAUGUUGGCAUUCCAAUUCAUCCCAAAGGUGUUCAAUGGGGUUGAGGUCAGGGCUCUGUGCAGGCCAGUCAAGUUCUUCCACACCGAUCUCGACAAACCAUUUCUGUAUGGACCUUGCACAGUGGCAUUGUCAUGCUGAAACGGGAAAGGGCCUUCCCCAAACUGUUGCCACAAAGUUGGAAGCACAGAAUCAUCUAGAAUGUAAUUGUAAGCUGUAGCCCGAACCAUCAAAAGCAGCCCCGGACCAUUAUUCCUCCUCCACCAAACUUUACAGUUUGCACUAUGCAUUGGGGCAGGUAACGUUUUCCUGGCAUCCCCAAAUCCAGAUUUGUCCGUCAGACUGCCAGAUGGUGAAGCGUGAUUCAUCACUCCAGAGAACGCGUUUCCACUGAUCCAGAGUCCAAUGGUGUUGAGCUUUACACCACUCUAGCCGACGCAUGGCAUUGCAUGAUGAUCUUAAGGUUGUGUGCGGAUGCUCGGCCAUUUUUUCAUGAAGCUCCUGACAAACAGUUAUUGUGCUGACGUUGCUUCCAGAGGCAGUUUGGAACUCGGUAGUAAGUGUUGCAACCGAGCACAGACGAUUAUUACGCACUACGAGCUUCAGCGGUCCCAUUCUGUGAGCUUGUGUGGCCUACCACUUCACGGCUGAGCUGUUGUUGCUCCUAGACGUUCCCACUUCACAAUAACAGCACUUACACUUACACUCUAGCAGGGCAGAAAUUAGUCGAAUGACUUGUGCCACGUUGAAAGUCACUGAGCUCUUCAGUAAGGCCAUUGUACUGCCAAUGUUUGUCUAUGGAGAUUGCAUGGCUGUGUGCCAGAUUUUAUACACCUGUCAGCAAUGAAUCCACUAAUUUGAAGGGGGGUCUACAUAUUUUUGUAUAUAUAGUGUACAGAACAUGCACACACAUUUAUACUGACUACACACACCAGUGGCGGUCAGUGUCGUUUAAAAUGAGGGAGGACAUUUUUUUUUUCAUGAGCAUGGCCUUAUUUCUAUUACAGCAUAUUGGAUGACUCUUUCCAAUAUACUUUCCCUAUACCCAUCAUGAGGUUGCUUCAACCUACCCUAUGAAUGAAAGUUUACAACGUAGGUGCACACAGGUCGAGAGACACAUUUGAGGCGACAGACAGUGACACAUGGACAGACAGUGACAUUCAAUACUGCCUUGCACACUCUUGCCUGCAUCUAGCUGAUAUAGGGUGUAAUCAUUAGUCCAACAGUUGCAAACGAGAGUUUCUAUUGGACAAAUUCAGGUAUGUUUAUCCCCGUUUUGUUCCGUUUGCUUCCGUUUAAAAAACGUUUUUCAAAAGAAUUGGCGGAAUGAAUACACCCCUGAUCACGCGUAAACACAGUUCACUUUCAUAGCAGCCACGUUGUAUUCCUUCUAUGCGCUUUCCUCCUCUCACCUUGUCCCUUCGCUUGUGGACUUCAAUGCACAACACAUCAGCUAUAUGUGACCAGGCGAAAAAAACAUUCCAAGCCAAACCGCUACACACAGCCUACAUCGUUGUCACCAUUUUAGCUAAAGUAACGUCAUAGUCAGCAUAGCUAAUAGAACUAACGCGUUAGUAAACACGCUACAACAACUGGCCAGUCACAGUCAAAUUCGCCAGUCGCGUGGCAUUCAAAUUAUUAUAUGGUAUAAUGGCGCCGGAGGGGAUGGCUGCCGUUUUAAUGGUUCCUAACCAACUGUUCUAUUUUGUAAGUUUUUUCGUAUUGUAACUUAUUUUGUACAUAAUGUCGCUGCUACCGUCUCUUAUGACCGAAAAAAGCUUCAGGACAUCAGAACAGCGGUUACUCACCUCGAACUGGACAGAGAUUUUUUCUUUAAUGAGUCCGACGCGAAGGAUAUAGUGCUUUCCUGAGACCAGGCCCAAAUCCCCGUCAUUCGUGUAAAGAAAAGAUGGAAAUACAGGGGGCGGAGGUCGGGGUGCCUUGUGAGAAUUAAUCGGCGAGUGGGUAAACCACCUCUACCAUCCAUUUAAUUGGCCAAUGUGCAAUCACUGGAAAAUAAACUGGAUGAUCUAUGAUUGAGACUAUCAUACCAUCGGGACAUUAAAAACUGUAAUAUCUUAUGUUUCACCGAGUCGUGGCUGAACGACGACACGAUUAAUAUAGAGCUGGCUGUGUUUUUCGUGCAUCGGCAGGACAGAGCAGCUACGUCUGGUAAGACGGGGGGGGGGGGGGGGUCUAUUUGUCAAUAACAGCUUGUGCAAGAUGUCUAAUAUUAAAGAAGUCUCGAGUUAUUGCUCGCCUGAGAUAGAGUACCUCAUGAUAAGCUGUAGACCACACUAUCUACGAAGAGAGUUUUCAUCUAAAUUAUUCGUAGCCGUCUAUUUACCACCACAAACCGAUGCUGGCACUAAGACCGCCCUCAACAAGCUGUAUAAGGCCAUAAGCAAACAAGAAAAUGCUCAUCCAGAAGCGGAGCUCCUAGUGGCCGGGGACUUUAAUGCAGGCAAACUUACAUCCGUUUUGCCUAAUUUCUACCAGCAUGUCACAUGUGCAACCAGAGGAAAAAAAACGCUCAAUACGGAUGUGGUCAGAUGACGCGGAUGCUACGCUACAGGACAGUUUUGCUAGAACAGACUGGAAUAUGUUCCAGGAUUCAUCCAAUGGCAUUGAGGAGUAUACCACCUCAGUCACCGGCUUCAUCAAUAAGUGCAUCAACGACGUCGUCCCCACAGUGACUGUACGUACAUAUCCCAACCAGAAGCCAUGGAUUACAGGCAACAUCCGCACCGAGCUAAAGGCUAGAGCUACUGCUUUCAAAGAGCGGGACACUAAUCCGGACGCUUAUAAGAAAUCCCGCUAUGCCCUUAGGCAGGCAGAGAGACAGUCAGAACCGUGCGCACAGGCUAUAUCUUGGUAAUCUGUAUCUAGCAAUGCCUCUUAAAUUCACCAAAAGUAUAUUCAAGUAUGUGUUAGGCUAUCAAUGAGUAUGGCUAAGCUAUUCUUCAUAGUGCCAGUGAAUCGAAGUUGAACAUCGCCAAAUGCAUCAGUUUAAUUAGGCCUAAAUGUGCAAUAAAAAGUAUUGGCUAUAGCUUAUUUAAUGAAACCCUGGCUAGCUGUUGAUGUCCUAGGUCAAGGCUCUCCAACCCUGUUCCUGGAGAGCUACCUUCCUGUAGGUUUUCGCUCCAACCCCAGUUGUAGCUAACCUGAUUCAGUUAAUCAACCAGCGAAUUAUUGAAUCAGUUCCGAUAGAUUAGGGUUUGAGUGAAAACCUACAGGAUGAUAGCGCUCCACGAACAGGGUUGGAGAGCCCUCUCCGAGGCAAUAGAUCGCAAAGCAGUAUCCCCGCUAAACUUUUUGGAAAUGGCAAGUUCACUUUCUCAUCUAUAAACAAAAUCAAGUGCAAACACGGUUCAGCAGCCCAAUACCCCACAAUGACAAAGCAGUUUCGUUUUUUACAUUUUUGCAAAUGUAUUAAAAAUAAAAAACAGAAACCUUAUCUACAUACAGUACCAGUUAAAAGUUUGGACACACCUGUCACGAUCGUCUGAAGGAGGAGACCAAUGCGCAGCGUUGUGAGUGAACAUGAUGACUUUAUUAUCAAAGCAACCACGAAAAAACAACAAAAGACGAUACGUGAAGUUCUCUAUGACACCGACUGAACAUAGCACAAGGAAACAAAAACCCACAAACACAAGGUGAAACCACACAGUUUAAAUAUGGCUCCCAAUCAGAGAUAACGAGCCGACAGCUGUCACUCGUUACCUCCGAUUGGGAGUCACAUGAAUACAAACAAGGAAGACAACCACCUAGACACCCCAACCAAACAGCACACAACAAAACGAACACACCUCAUACCCAACCUAGCCCACACAACACCCAACAAAACAAACACACCCUGGUUCUAUAACAACGUCCCGGAACCAGAGCGUGACAGUACCCCCCCCCUAAAGGUGCGAACCCCGGGCGCACCAGCAUACAGUCUAGGGGAGGGUCUGGGUGGGCGUCUGUCCACGGUGGCGGUUCUGCCCCUGGUCGUGGUCCCCAUCCCACCUUAGUCACCACCCGCUUCCCUAGCCUCCUCCACAUUACCACCCCCCAACUACACCCCACUGGGUUAAGGGGCGGCACCGGACUAAGGGGCAGCACCGGACUACGGGGCAGUACCGGACUAAGGGGCAGUACCGGACUAAGGGGCAGUACCAGGCUAAGGGGCAGUACCGGACUAAGGGGCAGUACCGGACAGAAUGGCGGAUACUGGCUGGACGGCUUUGGCGGCUCCCGGCUGGACGGCUCUGGCGGAUCCCGGCUGGUCGGCUCUGGCGGAUCCCGGCUGGACGGCUCUGGCGGAUCCCGGCUGGACGGCUCUGGCGGAUCCCGGCUGGACGGCUCUGGCGGAUCCCGGCUGGACGGCUCUGGCGGAUCCCGGCUGGACGGCUCUGGCGGAUCCCGGCUGGACGGCUCUGGCGGAUCCUGGCUGGACGGCUCAUGGCUGGCUGACGGAUCUGGCUGCUCAUGGCUAGCUGACGGAUCUGGCUGCUCAUGGCUAGCUGGCGGAUCUGGCUGCUUAUGGCUGGCUGACGGAUCUGGCUGCUCAUGGCUGGCUGACGGAUCUGGCUGCUCAUGGCUAGCUGACGGAUCUGGCUGCUCAUGGCUAGCUGACGGAUCUGGCUGCUCAUGGCUGGCUGACGGAUCUGGCUGCUCAUGGCUGGCUGACGGAUCUGGCUGCUCAUGGCUAGCUGACGGAUCUGGCUGCUCAUGGCUGGCUGACGGAUCUGGCUGCUCAUGGCUGGCUGACGGAUCUGGCUGCUCAUGGCUGGCUGACGGAUCUGGCUGCUCAUGGCUGGCUGACGGAUCUGGCUGCUCAUGGCUGGCUGACGGACCUGGCUGCUCAUGGCUAGCUGACGGAUCUGGCUGCUCAUGGCUAGCUGACGGAUCUGGCUGCACCUGUCUGGCAGAAGGCUCUGGCUGAUCCUGUCUGGCGGAAGGCUCUGGCUGAUCCUGUCUGGCAGAAGGCUCUGGCUGAUCCUGUCUGGCAGAAGGCUCUGGCUGAUCCUGUCUGGCAGAAGGCUCUGGCUGAUCCUGUCUGGCGGAAGGCUCUGGCUGAUCCUGUCGGGCGGAAGACCCUGGCUGAUCCUGUCUGGCGGAAGGCUCUGGCUGAUGCCGUCUGGCGGAAGGCUCUGGCUGAUCCCAUCUGGCGGAAGGCUCUGGCUGAUCCCGUCUGGCGGAAGGCUCUGGCUGAUCCUGUCUGGCGGGAGGCUCUGGCUGAUCCUGUCUGGCGGGAGGCUCUGGCUGAUCCUGUCUGGCGGAAGGCUCUGGCUGAUCCCGUCUGGCGGAAGGCUCUGGCUGAUCUUGUCUGGUGGUAGGCUCUGGCUGAUCCUGUCUGGCGGAAGGCUCUGGCUGAUCCCGUCUGGCGGAAGGCUCUGGCUGAUCCUGUCUGGCGGGAGGCUCUGGCUGAUCCUGUCUGGCGGGAGGCUCUGGCUGAUCCUGUCUGGCGGAAGGCUCUGGCUGAUCCCGUCUGGCGGAAGGCUCUGGCUGAUCUUGUCUGGUGGUAGGCUCUGGCUGAUCCUGUCUGGCGGAAGGCUCUGGUUGAUCCUGUCUGGCGGAAGGCUCUGGCUGAUCCUGUCUGGCGGGAGGCUCUGGCUGAUCCUGUCUGGCGGAAGGCUUUAGCGGCUCCUGUCUGGCGGAAGGCUUUAGCGGCUCUGGUCUGGCGGACGGCUCUGAAGGCUCAUGGCAGACGGGCGGCUUAGCAGGCUCAGUACAUACGGGCCGUUCAUGCAGCGCUUGGCAUACGGACAGUUCAGACGGCGUUGGGCAGACGGGCAGUUCAGGCAGUGCUUGGCAGACGGACAGUUCAGACGGCGUUGGGCAGACGGGCAGUUCAUGCAGUGCUUGGCAGACGGACAGUUCGGACGGCGUUGGGCAGACGGGCAGUUCUGGCAGUGCUUGGCAAACGGACAGUUCAGACGGCGUUGGGCAGACGGGCAGUUCAUGCAGCGCUUGGCAUACGGACAGUUCAGACGGCGUUGGGCAGACGGACAGUUCAGGCCCCGUUGGGCAGACGGCAGACUCUGGCCGUCUGAGGCGCAUCGUAGGCCUGGUGCGUGGUGCCGGAACAGGAGGGACCGGGCUGAGGACACGCAUCUCAGGGCUAGUGCGGGGAGAAGCAACAGGGCAUGCUUGGCCCUGGGACGCACCGUAGGCCUGAUGCGUGGUGCCGGAACUGGAGGUACCGGGCUGAGGACACGCAUCUCAGGGCUAGUGCGGAGAGCAACAACAGGACGCACAGGACUCUGGGGACACACAGGAGGCUUGGUGCGUGGUGGAGGCACUGGUGGUACUGGGCUGGAGCGGGAAGGUGGCGCCGGAAAUACCGGACCGUGCAGGCGUACUGGCUCCCUUGAGCACUGAGCCUGCCCAACCUUACCUGGUUGUAUGCUCCCCGUCGCCCGACCAGUACGGGAAGGAGGAAUAACCCGCACCGGGCUAUGUAGGCGAACCGGGGAAACCAUGCGUAAGGCUGGUGCCAUGUAUGCUGGCCCGAGGAGACGCACUGGUGGCCUGCUGCGUGGGACCGGCUUCAUGACAUCCGGCUCAACGCUCAAUCUAGCCCGGCCAAUACGAGGAGCUGGAAUGUACCGCACCGGGCUAUGCCUGCGUACAGGAGACACCAUGCGCUCUACUGCGUAACAUGGUGUCUGCCCGUACUCCCGCUCUCCACGGUAAGUACAGGGAGUAGGCGCAGGUCUCCUACCUGACUUCGCCACACUCCCUUUUUGCCCCCCCCCAAGAAAUUCUUGGGUAGUACCCACGGGCUUCCAGCCUCGACUCCGCGCUGCCUCCUCGUACCACCUCCUCUCGGCUGCAGCUGCCUCCAGCUCUUCACGAGGGCGGCGAUAUUCUCCCGGUUGUGCCCAAGGACCCUUUCCAUCCAAAAUCUCCUCCCAUGUCCAUGAAUCCUUAGGAGGAGUCCAUAACUCCUGUGUAGGUAGGUCCUGUUGCCGCUUGUUACGCUGCUUGGUCCUUUUAUGGUGGGUUUUUCUGUCACGAUCGUCUGAAGGAGGAGACCAAUGCGCAGCGUUGUGAGUGAACAUGAUGACUUUAUUAUCAAAGCAACCACGAAAAAACAACAAAAGACGAUACGUGAAGUUCUCUAUGACACCGACUGAACAUAGCACAAGGAAACAAAAACCCACAAACACAAGGUGAAACCACACAGUUUAAAUAUGGCUCCCAAUCAGAGAUAACGAGCCGACAGCUGUCACUCGUUACCUCCGAUUGGGAGUCACAUGAAUACAAACAAGGAAGACAACCACCUAGACACCCCAACCAAACAGCACACAACAAAACGAACACACCUCAUACCCAACCUAGCCCACACAACACCCAACAAAACAAACACACCCUGGUUCUAUAACAACGUCCCGGAACCAGAGCGUGACACACCUACUCAUUCAAGGGUUUUUCUUUAUUUUUACUAUUUUCUACAUCAUAGAAUAAUAGUGAAGACAUCAGAACUAUGAAAUAACACAUAUGGAAUCAUGUAGUAACCAAAAAAGUGUUAAACAAAUCGAAAUAUAUUUUAGAUUCUUCAAAUAACCACCCUUUGUAGUACAUCUGUGUUUUUAAGAAUUAUUGGUGAGAUAGAAACAGUUAUUCUGGCAAAGGUCUGAUGCCUUUGUUAUUUUCCUCAGACCGAUAAUUUCCCAGCAUGUCCUGAGUGGAAGGAUAUGACACUGAUUUAGAAAUGUUCAUGCUGGUUAUCACGUUUCAGGAGAAGACCCAGAUGCACACAGUGUUGAAGUAACAAAAGUUAAUUACAAAAACAGGGGGCAGGCAAACAACAGGUCAAGGGCAGGCAGAGGUCAGUAAUCCAGGGUGGUGUGACAAGGUACAGAACGGCAGGCAGGCUCAGGGCAGGCAGAAUGGUCAAAAUCGGGAAAACAGGAACUUGAGAAAGAAAGAAGCAAGGGGAAAAACGCUGGUAGGCUUGACGAAAACAAAACGAACUGGCAACAGACAAACAGAGAACACUGGUAUAAAUACACUGGGGAUAAAUGGGGAAGAUGGGCAACACCUGGAGGGGGGUGGAGACAAUCACAAAGACAGGUGAAACAGAUCAGGUUGUGACAGUUGCCCCCCCCCCCCUAGGGGCGCCACCUGGCAUCCUGCCUGGGUGCAUACCUGGUUAACCAGGGUGCCGGUGUUGAGACUCAGCGAUGAGGCCUGGGUCCAGGAUGUCCCCAGCACCGUUCCUCCGGGCCAUAACCCUCCCCUUCAACCAGGUACUGGAAUCCCCUGCCCCGAGGUCGAACCUUCAGAAGACGCCUCGCCAUGCACGCCGGUUGGCCGUCGAUGAGACUGGGGAGAGGGGUAGGCCUGGAAACAGGAGACAAAGGGCUGUGAGACCAGGGACGGUGAGGAACAGGCAGAGGUUGGAGGAGACCAGCCAGAGCUUGCCGAGGAGUUUUGUUCUGUGCAUAGAUCGUGCAGGUGGCGACGAACGCAGAGAUGUCAGGAACCAUGGUAGGCCACCAAAAGCGUUGUCGCACAAAGGCCAGGGUCCGACGGGAGCCCGGAUGGCAGGCAAGCCUGGAGGAAGUGGGCCCACUCCAGGACCAAGGAGAGGACAGCGUCAGGAACAAACAUCUGGUUAUCUGGGCCCCCCCGGGGUUCGGCUGGGAACACUGUGCCUCCCGGACCUGCUUCUCUAUUCCCCAACUGAGUGCCAUCGCCAAGCACGAGGUGGGAAGGAUGGGCUCGGAUUCUGGGGGUGUAGCCGUGGGGCUAUAGCGGCGUGACAGCGCAUCUGGCUUGACAUUCUUGGAUCCCGGUUGGUAUGAGAGGGAGAAGUUGAACCGGGUGAAAAACAGGGCCCACCUAGCUUGCCUGGAAUUGAGACGCUUGGCGGUGCGGAGAUAUUCCAAGUUCUUGUGGUCUGUCCACACAAUGAACGGAUGUUCCGCCCCCUCCAGCCAGUGCCUUCACCUCCCAACGCCUUCUUCACCGCGAGAAGCUCACAUUUUCCCACAUCAUAAUUCCUCUCCGUGGUGUUGAGGCGAUGGGAGAAGAAGGCGCAGGGAUGUAACUUGAGGUCCAGGGCCGAACGCUGGGACAGGACCGCCCUCCACUCCAACAUCCAAAGCAUCGGCCUCCACCACAAACUGGCGGGAUGGGUCAGGAUGAACCAAGAUGGGAGCAGUGGUGAAAUGGUGUUUGAGGUCCCGGAACGCCCGGUCAGCAGCUGGGGACCAUGUGAACUGAACCUUGGAAGAGGUGAGUGCAGACACGGGGAAGCCAGCGUGCUGUAACCCAGGAUAAAGCGGCGAUAAAAGUUGGCGAAUCCAAGGAAACGUUGCAGCUGCACUCUGGACGUAGGCUGGGGCCAAUCCACCACCGCUAUCACCUUCCCGGGAUCCAUCUGUACACUCCCUGCUGCAAUGAUGUAGCCCAGGAAGGGGAUGGCGAAGCGAUGGAAUUUGCAUUUCUCCGCUUUCACAAAAACCUGGUUCUCCAGGAGGCGUUGUAGGACCUGUCGGACAUGGAGCACGUGUUCUUGGGCGGAGCGGGAGAAGACGAGGAUGUCGUCGAGGUACACGAAGAUGAACCGGUUCAACAUGUCGCAGAGAACAUCAUUAACAAGGGUCUGGAACACAGCUGGAGCAUUGGUAAGGCCAAAUGGCAUGACCAGAUACUCGUGGUGACCACUGGCCGUGUUGAAGGCAGUCUUCCACUCGUCCCCCUCCCGUAUCCGUACCAGGUGGUAGGCGUUCCGUAGGUCCAGCUUGGAAAACUCGUUGCCCCCCUGGAGCGGCUCGAAGGCCGAGGAGUUGAGUGGUAGCGGGUAGCGGUUCUUCACCAUGAUGUCGUUGAGGCCCUGGUAGUCGAUGCACGGGCGCAGGGCUUUGCUGUGGGUGGUAUUGUGAGUGAACCGGCCUAUAGAGCACCUGUCCAGCGCUCUAACGUCCAUGGGAAUGGAGAGGGGAUGAGUGGGGAUGCCCAGCUCGGAGGCCAGGGUAUUGUCCAUAAAGCUCUCAUCGGCCCCAGAGACGAUGAGUACAAACUUUAAGCAUCAGUUGUCAGAGCAGCUUACCGAUCACUGCACCUGUACACAGCCCAUCUGUAACUAGCCCACCCAACUACCUCAUCCCCAUAUUGUUAUUUACAUUGUUAUUUAUUUUGCUCAUUUGCACCCCAGUAUCUCUAUUUGCACAUCAUCUUCUGCACAUCUAUCCCUCCAGUAUUAAUACUAAAUUGUAAUUAUUUUGCACUAUGGCCUAUUUAUUGCCUUACCUCCAUAACUUACUACAUUUGCACACACUGUAUAUAGAUUUUCUAUUGUGUUAUUGACUGUAUGUUUUGUUUAUCCCAUGUGUAACUAUGUGAUGUUGUUUUUACCGCACUGCUUUGCUUUAUCUUGGCCAGGUCGCAGUUGUAAAUGAGAACUUGUUCUCAACAGGCCUACCUGGUUAAAUAAAGGUGAAAUAAAAAUAUAUAAAAAAGUACCCGGAGAGAUUUCGACUGGUUCCCCCACAGCAAGAUGGCAUGAAAAGGGGUGCGAGUAAGGGGAGAGGAAAUGUUAUCUGUAUGGCCCACCAAAGUACUCGCUCCUACCGGUGAGCCUGGUCUUCUAGUGGACAGGUGGAUACAAAAUGACCAGUAGUUCCGCAAUACAGGCAACUCUUCGUGUGAAGCCUGUAUUGCAGUUCGGUUGGAGACAGCCUAGCUUUGCCUAGUUGCAUCGGCUCGAGAAGAGGUGGAUCGGCAGACUUCGGAGACUCUCGGGGAAUUUGAGUAGCCUCGGGUCUCCGUCGGCUCCGUUGCCGAGAGAACUUCCGGGAUGCCUCGGAGGUGAGGUGGAAUCGGACUUCAUCUCCUUCCUACGUUCCCGUAGUCGCCCAUCGAUCCGAAUGGUCAAGGCGAUGAGCGAGUCGAGAUCCGUGGGAAGUUCCCGGGAUGCAAGCUCGUCCUUUACUUCCUCCGAUACUCCGUGCAGGAACGUGUCAAACAGUGCUUCCGGGUUCCAGACACACUCCACUGCCAACAUGCGGAAAUCCACUGCAUAGUCUGCCACACAGCAGGACUCUUGCCGAAGCUGCAGUAACUUCCGGGCAGCCUCUCUCCCGGACAAUGGAGCAUCGAAAACCUUUGUUACCUCCUGCAUGAACUCCUCCAGACUGAAGCAUAUGGCAGACUGUUGUUCCCACACUGCCGUAGCCCAGGCGAGAGCCCUCCCGGACAUCAGCGUGAUGAGGUACGUCAUGGCCAGUUCGUACUUUUACAUUUCAGGAGAAGACCCAGAUGCAGACAGUGUCGAAGUAACAAAAGUUUAUUACAAACACAGGGGGCAGGCAAACAACAGGUCAAGGGCAGGCAGAGGUCAGUAAUCCAGGUCCGAGCCCAAACGGUACAGAACGGCAGGCAGUCUCAGGGUCAGGGCAGGCAGAGGUCAAUAAUCCAGGGUGGUGUUUCUAAAUCAAAUGUCAACUCCCCCAUCCAGGACAUGCUGCUAAGGUGAAAACCGACAAGGUGAAAAAUCUGCCGAUGUGCCCUUGAGCAAGGCACUUAAACCUAAUUUGCUCCAGGGGCGGCAUAUUACUAUGGCUGACCCUGUAAGACAGCACAUUUCACUGCACCUAAAUGGUGUAUGUGACAAAAAAAUGUAUAUUUUGUUUUUGCUAUGCAAAUCAAAAUAUAUUCUGAAAGAAGCCAUAAUGCAAUUGAUUUAAUUCUGCCACGUUUCAUUGUCACAUUACAUUUACUUUUCUGUUCCCCAGGUGGACUUUCGCUACAAGAACACCCUUGAUGGUUGUGAGUACUACGAUACCUAUAGCUGUUACUCAGGGAACUGCAGGUAUUCAACCAGAAAUUUGAGAGUCCCAAUUGACAGCAGCACCAAUGGGAGGAGUUGGAGGAACACCUGGUGUGAACAGGAAACUGUCAUGACCAGAAAUGUCCCCAGUGAUAGACCUUUUCAAUUGAGGUUAGUUAGUCAUUCAUUUGCGAGUUUGUAGUAUUAAAGAUUAAACAAAUUUGGCAAUGUCCCUUUUAAUGAUGUUAUGUGUUUGUCAAUGUAACAGUCAGGACAGCUGCUGUUGGAUAAGCACAGUAAACAGCAUGGGAAGUUGGAGACUACUGACACAGGUGGAUCUGGGAACAAGAUCUGAUACGGGUGGACCCAACAGAUCUCCAGUCACAGGCGUUCUUCCUUUCAUACGGUAACUAACAACAUUCUUACUCCAAAUACCUCUUCGAUGACUUCAGAAACCACUAACCUCAUCUAAUCAGGUUGCUCCAUGAUUGUUAUACUUCUGAAUAAUGCAGAAUUAUUUAGAAAAUAUACAUUAUUUUAGUUCAUUUGCUUAGGUUACUUUCCUAACUCACUUGGAUGUUUUGUUAGUUUAGAUUCUACCUAAUUCAUAUGCUGUAUAUCUGACUGUUUUCAAUGUUAUUGUAGUGUUCCCCAGAACUGUCAGAGGUCCUACAACCUCAUGGCCUUUGACCCUGAUGGUGACCGUGUCAGAUGCAGAUAUGGAGUGGCCAGAGACACUGAGUGUGAUAUGUGUACCCAGCCCUCAGGCUUCUCCAUGGAUGAGGUUAGUGUUUGCAACGUCUUGGGCUGUGCUGACCUGUCAAUGUGAGACCAACCACAACUAAUUUGCAUUGAAUCUAUUUGUGAAGUAUUAUGUCUUAAGGGUCAACCAUCUGAAACAUUUAUGUUAUAACUUCUUCGGUCUAUAGGGCUCUUGCACUUUACAAUACGGCAACACCUCAAUGGCAGGUGUCUAUGGGUUUGAGCUAGUUGUGGAGGACUUCCCCAACCAACACAUCACCCUGUCUUACACUGAUGGCUCUAGGUCCUCCAGGGCUCCGUUCUAUGCAGGAAGACAUCGACGUGCUAUCAUCUACCAGCCAACCAACACCACCACCCAGCCCACCACCACCACUACUACAAUCCGGCCCACCACCACCACUACAACCCGGCCAACAACCACCACGCCCACCACCACCACCACCACCACCACUACAACCCGGCCCACCACCACCACUACAACACGGCCAACCACCACCACCAUCACCACCACCCGGCCAACAACCACCACCACCACAACCACCACCACCACCCGGCCCACCACUACCACCCCCUGGCCAACCACCACCUGGCCCACCACCACUCCCACCACCACCACAACCACCACUCCCACUGCCAUCACCCCCUGGACAACCAACACCCGGCCCACCACCACCCCCUGGCCAACCACCACCCGGACCACCACCACCACAGUUCCCACAUAUGCUGAGCACUCGUUGGCUGCUUUUCCUUCCCUCUGCGGUCCGACCACCCCACCACCACCACCACUCCCACCACCCCCUGGCCAACCACCACCCGGCCCACCACCACUCCCACCACCACCACCCCCUGGCCAACCACCACCCGGCCCACUACCACCACCACCACCACCCGGCCCACCACCACCACUCCCUGGCCAACCACCACCAGGCCCAACACCACUCCCACUACCAACACCCCCUGGCCAACCACCACCCGGCCCACCACCACCACUCCCACUACCACCACCCCCACCCCCUGGCUAACCACUACCACCCGCCAGCCCACAACAGCCAGACCAUGGAGUCCCACCUCCCCCCCAGGAAGCCUGUAUUCCUCCACUGCUCCCCUCAGCAAACUCCCUCUACAAUUCUCAUUUCUGGGUAAGAAAGUGACUCCUCUUCCGGUGGUUGAGAAUGCAUUGGAUGGAUGAAGGGAGGGAGGAAGAGAGGGAUGGAUGGAAAUAUUUAUUUUACAACAAGCAUGACAUUAACUUAUUAUUAUUAUUUGAAAAGAUUCAGGGGGUAGAUCAGCUUUAAUAUUGCAGAUACAGUAGAUUGUGGAUUCUAUCAAUAUAAUUGUCUGCAUCAUUUCCAAUCCCCCAUAUAUUUUUGGGUAAAUAUAUAUACACUACCAGUCAAAGGUUUGGACACAGCUACUCAUUCAUUUCUUUAUUUUUACAAAAAAAAAUACUUUGUAAAAUAAUAAUGAAGACAAACUAUGAAAUAACACAUAUGGAAUCAUGUGGUAACCAAAAAUUUUAUAUUUGAGAUUCUUCAAAUAGCCACCCUUUGCCUUGAUGACAACUUUGCAAACUCUUGGCAUUCUCUCAACCAGCUUCACCUGGAAUGCUUUUCCAACAGUCUUGAAGGAGUUCCCACAUAUGCUGAGCACUCGUUGGCUGCUUUUCCUUCCCUCUGCGGUCCGACUCAUCCAAAACCAUCUCAAUUGGGUUGAGGUCGGGGGAUUGUGGAGGCCAGGUCAUCUGAUGCAGCACUCCAUCACUCUCCUUCUUGGUAAAAUAGCUCUUACACAGUCUGGAGGUGUGUUGGGUCAUUGUCCUGUUGAAAAACAAAUGAUAGUCCCACUAAGCCCAAACCAGAUGGGAUGGCGUAUCGCUGCAGAAUGCUGUGGUAGCCAUGCUGGUUAAGUGUGCUUUGAAUCCUAAAUAAAUCACAGACAGUGUCACCAGAAAGCACCCCCACACCAUAACACCUCCUCCUCCAUGCUUUACGGUGGGAAAUACACAUGCGGAGAUCAUCGGUUCACCCACACCGCAUCUCACAAAGACACGGCGGAAAACCAAAAAUCUCCACCGGUCUAAUGUCCAUUGCUCGUGUUUCUUGGCCUAAGCAAGUCUCUUCUUAUCAUUGGUGUCCUUUAGUAGUGGUUGCUUUGCAGCAAUUUGACCAUGAAGGCCUGAUUCAUACAGUCUCCUCUGAACAGUUGAUGUUGAGAUGUGUCUGUUACUUGAACUCUGUGAAGCAUUUAUUUGGGCUGCAAUUUCUGAGGCUGGUAACUCUAAUGAACUUAUCCUCUGCAGCAGAGGUAACUCUGGGUCUUCCAUUCCUGUGGCGGUCCUCAUGAGAGCCAGUUUCAUCUUAGCGCUUGAUGGUUUUGCGACUGCACUUGAAGAAACUUGAAAAGUUUUUGAAAUUUUCGGUACUGACUGACCUUCAUGUCUUGGACUGUCGUUUCUCUUUGCUUAUUUGAGCUGUUCUUGCCAUAAUAUGGACUUGGUCUUUCACAAAAUAGGGCUAUCUUCUGUAUACCUCCCCUACCUUGUCACAACACAACUGAUUGGCUCAAACGCAUUAAGAAGGAAUGGAAUUCCACAAAUUAACUUUUAAGAAGGUACACCUGUUAAUUGAAAUGCAUUCCAGGUGACUACCUCAUGAAGCUGGUUGAGAGCAUGCCAAGAGUGUGCAAAGCUGUCAUCAAGGCAAAGGGUGGCUAUUUGAAGAAUCUCAAAUAUAACAUAUUUUGAUUUGGUUACUAUAUGAUUCCAUAUGUGUUAUUUCAUAGUUUUGAUGUCUUCACUAUUAUUCUACAAUAUAGACAAUAGUAAAAAUAAAGAAAAACCCUGGAAUGAGUAGGUAUGUCCAAACUUUUGAUUGGUACUGUGUGUAUAUAUAUAUUUUUAAAUAUAUUUUCUUUUAUUAUUUUCCCCUAACCCUAACACCCCUCCCCUAAUUGGAAUAAAUUACUUCCAGUUUAUGCAUACUAAAUGAUGUACAUUUUACGGAAACAGUAUAUUUUACAAAAUUAUCUUUUGUUUGUUUUUAGUCCCAUCCUUCAACUAUCCUCAACCCCUCCCAUCUAUCUCUGAAGACCAUCCACUUUUGAUUUCUAUUUGCCAUAUAUUUUUCAGCUGUGUUGUUUCACAAACGUUCUGAACCUAUAUACAUUUUAUGGACAGUAUUUUACAUGACAUUUACUUGUGUACGUUUGUAUUCUUUUCCAAUUUAGUGGACUCUCCUGCACCCUCUUGCAAUGAGGGAAUGUACUUGCCCAUGUUUCUGCAGCCGACACCACGCAAUGGAGAGCAUCUUAAUGCCGAGGUCAACAAGGAGCUGGAGAUCAGGGUCAAGGCACAGGCUACACACUCAACGUAAGGGACAAUAUCCAUGAAGUAUGUAAUACAAUAUUACAUCCAUGAUUGUAUUUCUACGGUGUAUGUGUAGCACGUGGGAAUGUGUGAAACGUACUCCUCAGCUCGUCACUUGUGUCGCCGAAUUGUAAACUUUUCAGUGACACUGACUGGUGAGACUCUUCAGGAGUCACGUGUGCUAGCAAGGAAGAGGUCCUGGGUCUGAGCCUCAUUGUGAGCUGAAUCAUGAGGAGGUGGUACUCGCUAAGCAAGCAGCUUUAUGUCAUUUACACAUGCUGCAAAACAGUGCAUGCUAUAAGUAAACUGUACCAAUAUAGCACUUUGUAACUAUUUCAGUAAUUUAAAUAUUCUGCAAUCAAGUAUACUACAUGACCAAAGGUAUGUGGACACAUGCUCGUCGAACAUCUCAUUCCAAAAUCAUGGGCAUUAAUAUGGAGUUGGUCCCCCCCUUUGCUGCUAUAAAAGCCUCCACUCUUCUGGGGAGGCUUUCCACUAGGUGUUGGAACAUUGCUGUGUAGACUUGCUUCUAUUCAGCCACAAGAUUAUUAGUGAGGUCGGGCACUGAUGUUGGGCGUUUAGGCAUGGCUCGCAGUCGGCGUUCCAAUUCAUCCCAAAGGUGUUCGAUGGGCUUGAGGUCAGGGCUCAGUGCAGGCCAGUCAAGUUCUUCCACACCGAUCUCGACAAACCAUUUCUGUAUGGACCUCGCUUUGUGCACGGAGGCAUUGUCAUGCUGAAACAGGAAAGGGCCUUCCCCAAACUGUUGCCACAAAGUUGGGAGCACAGAAUCAUCUAGAAUAUAAUUGUAUGCUGCAGCGUUAAGAUUUCCCUUCAUUGGAACUAAGGGGCCUAGCCCGAACCAUGAAAAACAGCCCCAGACCAUUAUUCCUCCUCCACCAAACUUUACAGUUGGCACUAUGCAUUGGGGCAGGUAGCGUUCUCCUGUCAUCCGCCAAAACCAUAUUUGUCUGUCAGACUGCCAGAUGGUGAAGCAUGAUUCAUCCCUUCAGAGAAGGCGUUUCCACUGCUCCAGAGUCCAACGGCGGCAGGCUUUACACCACUCUAGCCAACGCUUGGCAUUGCGCAUGGUGAUCUUAGGCUUGUGUGCGGCUGCUCGGCCAUGGAAACCCAUUUCAUGAAGCUUCUGACGAACAGUUAUUGUGCUGACGUUGCUUCCAGAGGCAGUUUGGAAAUCGGUAGUGAGUGUUGCAAACGAGGACAGACAAUUUUUACGUGCUACGCACUUCAGCACUCGGCGGUCCCAUUCUGUGAGCUUGUGUGGCCUACCACUUUGCGGCUGAGCCAUUGUUGCUCCUAGACAUUUCCACUUCACAAUAACAGCACUUAUAGUUGACCGGGGCAGCUCUAGAAGGGCAGAAAUGUUGACAUACUGACUUGUUGGAAAGGUUGCUUCGUAUGACGGUGCCACGUUGAAAGUCACUGAGCUCUUCAGUAAGGCCAUUCUACUGCCAAUGUUUUUCUAUGGAGAUUGCAUUGCCGUGUGCUCGAUUUUAUACACCUGUCAGUAUCGGGUGUGGCUGAAAUAGCCGAAUCCACUAAUUUGAAGGGGUGUCCACAUACUUUUGUAUAUAUAGUGUAUCUGGCCUAAGGCAGCCUACUGUAUUGUUUACUGUAUAAGAUCACCAAAAAUCCUACCUUCCUACUGAUAUCUCUGAUUUGGAUUUGUGCGAUUGUCUGUUUUGCGCCCUUGCUAGGAUUACUGAUGUCAUCAUCAGUGGACCUCAGAACAUCACCAAUCACAUGACCACCCAAGGGGAGUUUGUCAUUCGGUGGACACCCAUUCAGGAAGAUCUGGGAGAGCAUUUCCCCAUUUGCUUCAUUGCUGAAGGAGCAGACGGGUGGGUCUCAUGGCAUCUAAUCAUGUUUCAUGUUGUAGCAUCAUAACCAGAACUGCUCUGGUGCUUUGAAACUUUCUUCUAAUUUCUGCUACUUUCCGGUACUUUCCUCUGGAGCUUAAUCUCUGUUUUUGAAUCAAAUUUUAUCUCCCAAUCCACCUGACUGAAAGAUGUUAUUAUUAGAUGUAGAUGUUUAACAACACAGAUAGUACAAUGUGCUGUUGUUUACCCUGAUCUUAAAUCUAUUGGUAAGCCGGAAAUGUCCGGUACCAGCUAAAUAAAUAGUGGGGAUACGCCAUACCGGAAAACAUAAAUCUAUCACAAUUAGUUAAAACAUAAAUUCCAAGAACUGUAGGCUACAGGGGUGGAUUGGCCAUCUGGUGAUUGUAGCAAAUGUUUUAGUUGGGUGGGCUGGUCGAAAUUAACACACACCAAAAAUAUUUGCAUAUAAAAAUGUAACAAUAAAAAAGGUGACAUGGCCGGCGGCCAAGAGUUUUUUCCCCCCGAGAUUUCUCUGUUAUACUAAUCUAUAAUGAGCCAUUGGCUGAUCAGUGGGUAAUGGCCGGAUGGUUUUCUGCAAGUUAUUACCGGCAUCAGCAAAGAGACCUGCUCUGUCUCUGUCAUCAGUCAGACAGCCAAGAUCAUAACCUGGUCUCAGACUAGACGUAACGUAGUAAAAGUAAAUCCGGGACACUCAAAUUUGUAUAAUAUGUUAUGUUUGGUAUGGUUAUAUAAGACAGAAGGUUACUUAAGGCAAAAACGAAAGUAGGGUGGUUGGUCGGGGUGGAUGGGUAGGCAUAUAACGCAAACGUCUAGCACCCCAAAGGUUUCUUGUUCGAAUCUCAUCACAGGCAUUUUGGUAAUUAGCAACUUUGCAACUACCUACAACUUUUUAGCUACUUUGAAACUACUUAGCAUGUUCGCCAACCCUUCCCCUUUAACCUAAAUCCUAGCCUUAACUCUAACCUUAACCCCUAACCCUUAGCCUAGCUAACGUUAGCCACCUAGCUAACAUUAGCCUUAACCACCUAGCUAACGUUAGCCACAACAAAUUGUUAUUCAUAACAUAUCAUACGUUUUGCGAAUUCGUAACAUAUGGUACGAAUUGCAAUUCAUAAAAUAUCAUACAAAUGUAAUUAAGUGAUAAUGCCAGAGAAACCGGUCUUUGGAGGAUAUAUUGGCACGGGUGUUGUUAGGCCCGAGACGAAGUUGAGGGCUUGUAAACUAUGCCAAUAUAUCCUCCAAACACCAGAUUCUCAGGCAUUAUCACUUUUAUACAACAGGUUACCAACAUAUUCAAAUAAUAUCAAAAGAAAGUUUGACAUGAGUUUAUUCAUACUAAUUCAUCCUUCCACGAGAUAUAGUCUUGAUAUGCUGAUUCGUGAUAUCGACUGGUUGAAAAAAGCUGCCAGCCUGUCUGUCUCGUCCCGACUCCCGACACGAUCAUUGCCAUAGGACAGCUGGAGAUUGAAUUCCAAUAUUGAAACAAUGUUGCAAAUGUUGGCGAGACAGCAAGGUUAUUACAAAUCUCUGCUGUUGAAAACAAAUGCUAGUCUAAAAGAAAUGGGAGAUAAUGUCUAGAUGCUUUUUACAGGGUAGAUCUAGUAUACAGUUGAAGUCGGAAGUUUACAUACACUUAGGUUGGAGUCAUUAAAACUCGUUUUUCAAACACUCCACAAAUUUCUUGUUAACAAACUAUAGUUUUGGCAAGUCAGUUUCGUUCAUCUACUUUGUGCAUGACACAAGUCAUUUUUCCAACAAUUGUUUACAGACAGAUUAUUUCACUUAUAAUUCACUGUAUCACAAUUCCAGUGGGUCAGAAGUUUACAUACAUUAAGUUGACUGGGCCUUUUAAACAGCUUGGAAAAUUUCAAAAAAUGAUGUGAUGGCUUUCGAAGCUUCUGAUCAGCUAAUUGACAUCAUUUUAGUCAAUUGGAGGUGUACCUGUGGAUGUAUUUCAAGGCCUACCUUCAAACUCAUUGCCUCUUUGCUUGACAUCAUGGGAAAAUCAAAAGAAAUCAGCCAAGACCUCAGAAAAUAAAUUGUAGACCUCCACAAGUCUGGUUCAUCCUUGGGAGCAAUUUCCAAACGCCUGAAGGUACCACGUUCAUCUGUACAAACAAUAGUACGCAAGUAUAAACACCAUGGGACCACGCAGCCGUCAUACCGCUCAGGAAGGAGACGCGUUCUGUCUCCUAGAGAUGAACGUUCUUUGGUGAGAAAAGUGCAAAUCAAUCCCAGAACAACAGCAAAGGACCUUGUGAAGAUGCUGGAGGAAACAGGUACAAAAGUGUCUAUAUCCACAGUAAAAAUAGUCCUAUAUCGACAUAACCUGAAAGGCCGCUCAGCAAGGAAGAAGCCACUGCUCCAAAACCGCCAUAAAACAGCCAGACUACGGUGUGCAACUGCACAUGGGGACAAAGAUCGUACUUUUUGGAGAAAUGUCCUCUGGUCUGAUGAAAUAGAACUGUUUGGCCAUUAUGCCCAUCGUAAUGUAACAUUGUAAAGUGGUGAUCCCACUGGCUAUAAGGUGAAUGCACCUAUUUGUAAGUCGCUCUGGAUAAGAGCGUCUGCUAAAUGACGUAAAUGUAAAUGUAAAUGAGGAAUGGCCCAAAAUUCACCCAACUUAUUGUGGGAAGCUUGUGGAAGGCUACCCGACACGUUUGACCCAAGUUAAACAAUUUAAAGGCAAUGCAACCAAAUACUAAUUGAGUGUAUGUAAACUUCUGUCCCACUGGGAAUGUGAUGAAAUAAAUAAAAGCUGAAAUAAAUCAUUCUCUCUACUAUUAUUCUGACAUUUCACAUUCUUAAAAUAAAGUGGUGAUCCUAACUGACCCAAGACAGGGAAUUUUUACUGGAAUUAAAUGUCAGGAAUUGUGAAAAACAGAGUAUGUAUGUAUUUGGCUAAGCUGUAUGUAAACUUCCGACUUCAACUGUAUAUAUUGCCUGGCUGAGCUGAUGAGACAGUGGAUUGCGCAGUCAGAUGGAAAAGAGUAAAUAGGCAUUUCAAUGUCAUAGAUUUUGCCGGUAAUAACUUGUGGAAAAAACACUGGCUGGAAAGCAGUUUUAACCAAUCGGCAUCCAGGAUUAGACCCACCCAUUGUAUAAUUUGUACAUCCACAAAUGCAUACAUACCAUACGAAAUGUAACUCAUCAUACUAAUUGGAGUGUCCCGGAUGUAUGUUUACUAUGUUACGUCUACCCCUGAGUCCAGGUAGAAGAUCAUGGAUCUUAAAAAUCAUUUUCACCUCACUCAAACGUCUUAUUAUUUGAGGCGGCUAAAACCAUGAUUUGGUAUAACAGUAAAGUGCAUUAUCCUCAUGAUUCCUGUAAUGACUGUGUCUGCCCUGCCCCGGUGCCUGUGCCAUCGAUGGGGCCUGCUGCUGUGAUGAGCGAGCCAGUAUCCUCUCCACCCAUGCGCUCGAGAGAAAUGCGUUCUGAUCAUAUAACAUUUCAAAAUGCAAUUGCGGGAAAAACACAGCAUUGCAAGCUUUGUCCGCUUGUCCCUGCUGAAGAGAGGAGGCUCUCAUCUUGCUGUAGUUAUUAAAAAAAUAAUCUCAACUCUCAAUAUUCAACUCAAUAGAAACUUGUUUUACAACCAAUAUAUUUAAUAUGGCUUUGCGAUAUGGGGCGACGCGCAUGCUUAAUAAGCACCGGACAUUGUAAGGGCAUAGGCCUAUAGGUCUCAUGGUAGUAGGCUACAACUGUAAAUAUUUUUUAGGACAUUCAAUGUACUGUUGUAUGAAUACAUGGCUACUAGCAGUGGGUAUUAUAUUUAACGUUAGCUAUCUAGUUAAUGUAUUUUGAGUUUCCACUUCCUCAGGUGUUGAACCCCAAAUUAAUUUGCCUAUGAUAUUAGCAACAAGAUCUCAUAGUUUCCCUGCGAAAUUCGAUGUAUUAUGGAUUAACGUCUAUUUUUGACGCAUUAAUUCCGAGUGGUUAAGGAGAAGGCUUAAAACAAAAUAAUUUUUAAAAAAUGACGUGCUAGGUAUCAUCAGUAUUCUCACGGCUUGCUAGAGCAUUGUGAACUGCCGUCACGUAGAGGUCUAAACAGCGCACUCCAACUCUGAGCCUCAUGAGUUCGCGUCCAGUGCUGGGUGAUUGUUUUUCUGUGUGAGUGCCGAGGAAGGCCUAUAUUGAUGUUCUCAGGACCUUUUCAAACGUCCGAAAUCGGCGUCUAUUUCUAGUGACCAGCCUGCAUAUAAGUUAGUGCACAUAAAGAUGUAUGUAAUUCAUCUAUAUUAAAACAAAAUUAAAAUAAUCUAUAGUCUAAUAGUCAACCCAAAAUUCAUGACAAUCACUGGAUUAGGUUGCACAUCAAAAUAUAUUGAAUCAUACAUUCCUGCUUGGACAUCUUGAAUGUUCUUGAAUACCUCAGUAGUCUAUUUAACAUACCUCUUACUAAAAAAUGUGUUUCAGCCUGCCCCUGGUAGGCUAUUACACCAUUUAUCAUUACCGCAUGUCAGUCCCAUAAAAACAAAAUGUUUCCCUGUGACAGACGGCUAUAUCGGUCUUCUAAUGCAUGACUAGUAAAGGCCCAGGUGCACUACUUUUGUGAGAAAGGCUUGUUGUCAGUCACAUAUAUUUUUUAUUCUGAUUUAUCAGGGUGUGCUGCAGCAUCCUCAGCACCCCUACUUCCUACAGCUAUGCUAACGUGCCAUUUCUUUCAGUGAAAUGUCGGUAAUUAUAAGCAGAAAAAUAUCUAAAUGAGGCUUAAAAAAAUUGAAUAAUCGCACCCCGUCUUUCCUCCGUCCCUGAGUAACGUGCGCAGGUAGCCUAUGUGAGCCUUUUGAAGUAGCAUAAUUGUUUGACAAUCAGAUGAAAACAUCAUGACUGGUUGUGUUUAUGCCACAUUAAGGCUAAUACAUUGUACAAAUUAAACAACACAUCUUUACUAUUAGGCCCAUAGAGAUCCUAUUAAAUUAAUACGGAUUCUAUAGGCCUAUGUAAUUUUAUGAUUAGGCCCAUCAAAAAAUAUAUAUAAAAAAGCGUGUGCAAACAUAGGAGGUCCCUGUACCAGCAUGAAAUUUCAUCUACUUUCACCCCUGCUUAAAUCAUUUCAGAUCUAGCAUCUAUCAAUCUGAGAUGAGAUGUGUCCUGGUGGAGGUCGGACGCACACAUGGUUGGUAUAGAUUCUUCUAUGAUCAUGAAUGAUAUGUUGCUGUGUGAAUGUGCACGUUGAUAAUGUAUAAACCUGUGAAUAUAAAUACCUAGUAGUUUUGAUAUUUAUCGAAAUAAUAUCAGUAAAAAUGCAACUGAUAUUGAUAUCAACUUUCCAGAUAGUGCCCAUCAGUUUUCAACAGUGGUGUAAAGUACUUAAGUAUACAGUACUGCUUGAGUCGUUUUUUGUGGGUAUCUGUACUUUACUAUUUAUAUAUUUUUACAACUUUUAGUUUUACUUCACUACAUUCCUAAAGAAAAUAAUGUACUUUUUACUCCAUACAUUUUCCCUGACACACAAAAGUACUCGUUACAUUUAGAACGCUUAGCACGAAUUCACACACUUAUCAAGAGAACAUCCCUGGUCAUCCCUACUGCCUCUAAUCUGGCAGGCUCACUAACCACAAACACUUAGUUUGUAAAUUAUGUCUGAGUGUUGGAGUGUGCACCUGGCUAUCCGUAAAUAAAAAAACAAGAACAUUGGGCCAUCUGGUUUGCUUAAUAUAAGGAAUUUGAAAUUAUUAAUACUUUUACUUUUGAUAAUUAAGUAUACAUAAAACCAAAUACUUUUAGACUUUUACUCAAGUGGUAUUUUACUGGGUGACUUUCACUUUUACUUGAGUCAUUUUCUAUUAAGGUAUCUUUACUUUUUACUCAAGUAUGACAGUUGGGUACUUUUUCCACCAUUGGUUUUUAAUCACAUUGUUUUCAAUAAGACUGAUAUAUUUUACAAUAACAAGAUAUCUCCACAUUCACCUGUGACAGUCAAAGCCAAAGUGGUUUGCCAAGAGACUACGAUGACAGUGGAAGUGGAGAAGUCCUCUAUCCCGGGAGUAAAUGAGGGCCAUCUCCGCCUCAGUGAUCCCAGUAACUCUGCCUGCGACCUGCAACGCCUCUCCAACAGCACCCACAUCAUCGGAGUCAUCCCCCUCAAUGCCUGUGGGACUCAGUUAGAGGUGAGACCUCUGAAAUGUCAAAUAUUAUAGUGUGAUGAUAUGUGGAUAUCUCUUUGGGUGUGAGACCCAUUCACUCCUGGGUGUUUGUCUAUGUUAUUCAUAUUGUACCUGGUCUGAGGGCAUAUUCACCCCAAGGGAUGAAUUAGGCUGACUGAUUUAGAAUGGGUUGCAUCAUAGAAAGGGUUAAGAUGUAGGGUUUUGGUGAGUGGUGGCUUAUGCUCCCCUGUGAGAAACAUCAAAACAAACACCAACAUGCUUGCUCAUAACCCCAAGAGUUACACAGCAAUAUAGGAACGAUCUACAUUUUGGUGUUUUUAAGAGUUCAGUGCUGGCAGUGCCCACAAAUGUAGCUGUCUAGAUUAUUUCCCUCUCCAUUUCUCUCAAUCCAGGAGGAUGACGACAACCUCCUCUUCAAGAACGAAAUCACCACCUUUGACAACCCCAAUGACAUCAUCACCAGGCACCACCAGGUGGAGAUCCAGUUCUACUGCCAGUAUGCCAAACGUGGCAACGUGAGCCUGGGCUUCAGCGCACACAGGGAGAGCAUCACGGUCCUGGAGAAAGGUUUCGGCACGUUCACCUACCAGUUUGAGUUCUACCAGACGAGCGAGUUUACCAGUAUUGUGGAUCCCCGUAACUACCCGUUAGACGUUGUGGUGAAGCAGAUGAUCUACAUGGACAUCGAGGCCACAACCACUGUAAACACUGAGCUCUUCGUGGAGUCCUGCAGAGCAGCGCCGUACGACAACCCCAACUACCACCACACCUACCCCAUCAUAGAAAACGGGUGAGACUCAGAACACAAAGGCAUCCAUCCAUCCAUCAAUGUCAUAAUGGCACUUGUAACAGUAAUGUUAGAGUAUUAUUGAAAACUUACAGGAGCAUUUAGGGUUAGGUGCCUUGCUCAAGGGCACAUCGGCAGGGUGAUAUCAUCUCAGUUCAGUGACUUUUGAUCUCUCUGGCUGUAGGUGUACAUCAGCUGUUCAGUGAUUGUGUGUGAGGCUGGGAACCCCAACACCCGGUGCGCCCAGGGGUGCAUGAACUCCACCUCACCCCAGUCUGCUGAUCACCACCACCGCAAGAGAGAUGCCCCCAUGCAAUCGACCAGGCACCACAUCUCCCAGGGUCCUUUGCGCCUGAUAAAGACGUCCGAGAGCUCAGGUAACACUAACCCUGAGGGUAACUAGCUCAGGACAAGCACAAAAUUAAAUGUUGUACUUUGAGUUGUUGAAGUUACAACAGUUCUUAUCCAUGAUUUAUAAAGGACCUCUGCAGUCAAGUCCUCAAGAUACAUCUCUGGAUGGGAAGGUGUUUUGGUGUGUUUUGGUGAAAAAAGUGUUGACUUGUUUUCUUGUCUUUUCAGUGACCAACAUGAACAUGGUAUUCAUGGCUGGAUGUUUCCUAGCAUCCAUUGCCAUGGUGUGCGGAGUGAUCCUCUACAAGGGCAAAGCAACAGGGGUCAAAUAUCAGCCCCUGCCAACAUUUGAAACGUAG